Pelobates cultripes (western spadefoot toad) is the source of this 81520-nucleotide messenger RNA. The record is from the annotation of a GenBank genome assembly. Lineage: Eukaryota; Metazoa; Chordata; Amphibia; Anura; Pelobatidae.
AUUGAAGGGAGACUGAAUUGAGAGUGAAGAAAUAACUACAGGGCCCAGGAGUGUGUGGUACCAAGGCUAAAAGCCUAUCUUGUCUUUUCCUAUAGGUGAUAAACAUGUGACUGAGUAUGGUGUAGGAACGUAGGAUAUGGAUUUUGGAAUACAGGAGUUAUUCAGUUUUGGCAGAUUGAUGGGUGAGCUCUGGGCUGGCUAAUGUCAAUUAUGUGCAAAUUUUAUUUCUGAAUAUCUUUCUUUAAGUUUUUGUUAGAAAAAUACAAAUAACGUACACAUCAACAAAUUGGUCAUAAAAUGUGAUCUGAUCAUCAUCUAAGUCACAACAAUAGACAAUCACAGUCUGCUUAAACUAAUAACACACAAAGAAUGAAAUGAAUGAAAAGAAUGAAAUGUUUUUAUUGAACACACCAUGUAAGCAUUCACAGUGCAGGUGGGAAAAGUAUGUGAACCCUUGGAUUUAAUAACUGGUUGAACCUCCUUUGGCAGCAAUAACUUCAACCAAACGUUUCCUGUAGUUGCAGAUCAGACGUGCAAAACGGUCAGCAGUAAUUCUUGACCAUUCCUCUUUACAGAACUGUUUCAGUUCAGCAAUAUUUUUGGGAUGUCUGGUGUGAAUCACUUUCUUGAGGUCAUGCCACAGCAUCUCAAUCGGGUUGCGGUCAGGACUCUGACUGGGCCACUUCAGAAGGCGUAUUUUCUUCUGUUUAAGCCAUUCUGUUGUUGAUUUACUUCUAUGCUUUGGGUCAUUGUCCUGUUGCAACACCCAUCUUCUGUUGAGCUUCAGCUGGUAAACAGAUGGCCUUAAGUUCUCCUGCAAAAUGUCUUGAUAAACUUGGGAAUUCAUUUUUCCUUCGAUGAUAGCAAUCCAUCCAGGCCCUGACGCAGCAAAGCAGCCCCAAACCAUGAUGCCCCCACAACCAUACUUCACAGUUGGGAUGAGGUUUUGAUGUUGGUGUGCUGUGCCUUUUUUUCGCCACACAAAGUGUUGUGUGUUUCUUCCAAACAACUCAACUUUGGUUUCAUCUGUCCACAGAAUAUUUUGCUAGUACUGCUGUGGAACAUCCAGGUGCUCUUGUGCAAACUGUAAAGGUGCAGCAAUGUUUGGACAGCAGUGGCUUCCUCUGUGGUAUCCUCCCAUGAAAUUCAUUCUUGUUUAGUGUUUUACGUAUUGUAGAUUCGCUAACAGGGAUGUUAGCAUUUGCCAGUGACUUUUGCAAGUCUUUAGCUGACACUCUAGGAUUCUUCUUCACCUCAUUGAGCAGUCUGCGCUGUGCUCUUGCAGUCAUCUUUACAGGACGGCCACUCCUAGGGAGAGUAGCAGCAGUGCUGAACUUUCUCCAUUUAUAGACAAUUUGUAUUACUGUGGACUGAUGACCAGCAAGGCUUUUGGAGAUACUUUUAUAACCCUUUCCAGCUUUAUGCAAGUCAACAAUUCUUAAUCGUAGGUCUUCUGAGAGCUCUUUUGUGCAAGGCAUCAUUCACAUCAGGCAAUGCUUCUUGUGAAAAGCAAACCCAGAACUGGUGUGUGUUUUUUAUAGGGCAGGGCAGCUGUAACCAACACCUCCAAUCUCAUCUCAUUGAUUGGACUCCAGUUGGCUGACCUCUCAUUCCAAUUAGCUCUUGGAGAUGUCAUUAGUCUAGGGGUUCACAUACUUUUUCCACCUGCACUGUGAAUGUUUACAUGAUGUGUUCAAUAAAAACAUAGCAACAUUUCAUUCUUUGUGUGUUAUUAGUUUAAGCAGACUAUGAUUGUCUAUUGUUAUGACUUAGAUGAUGAUCAGAUCACAUUUUAUGACCAAUUUGUGCAGAAAUCCAUAUCAUUCCAAAGGGUUCACAUACUUCUUCUUGCAACUGUACAGUACUCCUUUACACAAAAUCAGACAAUAACAAUUACUCUGUGCAAAUUUUAAAAUGCUUUCAGAUAAUGAAGAGCAAUUAAUGUACGAACAUGGGGGUCAAUAACACAGACUUUUAUUUGAUAUCAUUAUUAAUUAUUUAACUGGGGUAGUCAUUUUAAAAAGUUUUUAAAUAUGUAUAUGAAGCAUAUGUAUUGGAAUUUUUUUCUAAAGCAGCCAACCCAUUCAUUGGGAUCAGCUGCUAGAGUUUUAGAUGGCAUUAAAUCCAGUCAAAAUCAGUCAAGAUCCAACAAAAAUAUUGGUCAAAACAAGUUAAUAACUUUCAACUUCGUUUUGCCACUGGAAUGUAAUCAAAGCCAUUGCUGUGAAAGCUGAGCAAUGACAUUUUCAAUUUUUAUUUGAAAAAUGCAUAAAUUACAUCUUACAAGUACUUUUAAACAUGGCACUGUUUCCCACUUUAAUUCUUGGUUUAGGGGGUACUUAGGUCUAUAAAACUCUCUAGUUAAAAUUAUAGGUUACCUGCUAUCAGAUACACAGUAAGGAUAUUCACCUUCAUACACUGCACUGAUAUUAUGAUUUGCAUUGCCAUUACAAUAUUACUGAUGCCUUACACUAUUGAUUCACUGUUUUAACAGUGAUAUUUCUAAAAGUCGUUGAACCUGAUGAGUUUGAAUCAAAUGAGACUAAUUUUUGACAGAGUAAUUUUAAAACUUCAUACCUGUGACCUGUGACAGCUAAUAUAUGAAUACAAAAUACAAAUUCUCGAUGAUAAAUAUUUUUGUAGACGUUGAGGUAGAGCUAGGUAUAGAUAAUUAUUGGCUAUUUUGGAUAUUAUGUAUUGAUUGUCAGUGUUCUGCCACAGUGUAAUACACAUUCUCUGAUAUGUGAGCUGUAUGUAUUGUUCUUUAUAUUCACAACUAUCAAUAUUAUUUUGAGGAAAGCAUUAGCAAUCGUUGUAUUAUCUAUCUCAUUCAGAAAUUUUUUUAGUGGUUUUCUUUUAGUCUUAACACUUAAGCUUAGCUGUUUGGUUUGAUUGAAUAACAGACAUUAAAGUAAACAUUGCCAUAAUUGUAUUGAUCAGCCACAAAAUUAAAACCACCUGCAUAAUAUUGUGUAGGUUUCCCUUGUGCUGCCAAAAUAGCUAUUAUGCAUCGAUGCAUGGACUCCACAAGACCUCCAAAUGUCUCCUGUAGUAUGUGGUACCAUGACAUUAGCAGCAGAUCAUUUAAGUCUUGCAAGUUGAGAGGCCUCCAUGGAUCGGAUUUGUUGUUCCAGCACAUCCCUCAGAAGCUCAGUCGAAUUGAUAUCUGGGGAGGUUAAAGGCCAAGAAAACACUUUGAACUCUUUUACAUGUUUCUCAAACCAUUCCUGAACAUUAUUUUCAGUGUGACAGGGUGCAUUAUCCUGCUAAAAGAGACCAGUGCCAUCAGGGAACACCACUGACAUAAAGGGGUCAUCAACAAUCUCUAAGUUGGUGUUAUGUGUCAUAGUAACAGCUACAUGAAUGCCAAGACCCAACAGAACAUUGCCUAGAGCAUAAUACUGCUUCUGCCUGCCUGGCUUCUUCCCAAAGUACAUCCUGCUGUCAUCUCUUCCCUAGAUGAACCAUGUACAUGCACUGGGCAAUCCACCUGAUCUAAAAGAAAAUGUGAUUCAUCAGACCAGAAAACAUUCAAUUGCUUCAUGGUACAGUUCUGAUGCUCACAUCCCCGUUGAAGGCACUUCCGGCAAUGAACAGGGGCCGCUACACAGCCUUAUACGUAGCAAACUACGAUACACUGUGUGUUCUAGCACCUUUCUAACAUGGCCAGCAUUAAGUUUUCAGCAACUUGAGCUACAGUAGCACUUCUGUGUGAUCAGACCAGACUUCGCUCCCCACAUGCAUCAAUGAGCCUUGGGCACCCAUGAUCCUGAUGCAGGUUCACCAGUUGUCUUCCUUGCACCACUUUUGGUAGGUACUAACCACUGCAUAACAGGAACAUCAAACAAGACUUUCCAGUUUGGAGAUUCUCUGACCCAGUCGUCGAGCCAUCACUACUUGGCUAUUGUCAAGUCACUCAGAACUUUUCUCUUGUCUAUUUCCCUGCUUCCAACACAUGAAAUUCAAAAACUGACUGUUCACUUGCUGCAUAAUAUAUCCUCCUCCUUGACAGGUGCGAUUGUAAUAAUAUGAUCAAUGUUAUUCACUUCACCUGUCAGUGGUUUUAAUGUUGUGCUGAUCAGAGUAAUAUAAAGCAAUGAAUGUAAGUAGAACUGGAACAUUUACAAGCAAUUUACAUUCUAUGAACAUUUAAAGGAACACUAUAGUGUCAGUAAUACAAACAUGUAUUCCUAACACUAGAAUAUUAAACUAGCUGUUUAGCCAUCUGGCCCUCCUUAGAUCACUCUGAAAAGUUAUUAACCUCUUAAGGACAUAACUUCAGGAAUAAAAGGGAAUCAUGACUGAAUAUUUCUGUCAUGUGUCCUUAGGAGGUUAAACUUGUCUUUUCUCCCACGCCGCACUGAUUUUGGUCCCGCCUCCAAGGCUGAGAUUAUGAAUCUUGUCAUCAAUCAAUCCUGUGCAGCACUGGACUAGGAACCACCUCUAAUUGCCGUCUGAGUGACUGCCACUAGAGGUUUUACUAGGCAGCAAUUACACUGACUACAGAUUCCACAACCACUACAUUAAGCUGUAGUGGUUCUGGUGAUUAUAUGUCCUUUUAAUAACUCUAUUUAUAUAAAUAUGAUAUAAUACUUGAUGAGACAAAGGACGUGUUUGUUCUUUUCUUCACAAGUUAGUCAGUCAUAUAAAUGUAUGAAAAUGUAUGCUCUUUUCCUUUCAAGUUUGUAUUUUUUUUUAUUACAAGAACUGACAUAAUUGUCAUAAGAAUUCAAAUUUUCUUGUAAACAUUUUUAAUAUCAAGAAUACAUUUCUUCUUCUAGCAAAUACUUGGAAAAGUUAUUUCAAUUCUUGAUAGAAGAGGAUACAUUUAUACAUAUUGCCUAGGUCAGUGAUGGCGAACCUAUGGCACACGUGCCACAGGUGGCAUGCCGAGCCCUCUCUGUGGGCAUGCGGCCAUAGGUCGCCGGGGGGGUGCAGGUUGGCAGCAAUGCAGAGUAGGCAUCUGCCUGCCCAAAAUGGCAGGUGCCUACUCUGCUUUUGUUUCGGGUGGACCUGAAGGCAGGGGGAGGGAUCUGGGAAGCAGCUCUCCUGUCCUCCCACGAGCAGGCUGUGUGGAGCGUCGCUGCGCAUUACCAUGGCAACGAUCCACACAGCAUUGCGCAGGAGGACAGGAGAGCUGCAGCCAGACACAUACCACCAUCGGACCACCAGGGCUGGCUUUGUCCCCCCUCCUUCGCCAAAGGUAAGAAGAAGGGAGGCGGGGAUAAAGAUUUUGUCUUUUUUUAAAUGUAUCUUUACCACCCCCCCACACACAGCACCCCUAAGCCCACACACAGGACGCCACCCCACACACAUACAGCACCGCCCCACAAACAUCACUCCUCCCCCAACACAGCACCCCUUACACAGCACUCACCCCCACACAGAGAGCACCCCUCCACACACACAGCACUCCUCCCCCACACAGCACCCCUACCCCCCACACACACAGCACCCCCACCCACAGCACCAAUCACACAACACUCCACACAAGCUCCGCACCCGUACACACAAGCACAUACACUGCACCCCUCAAUGCAGUAUGUGUGUGUGUGUAUUCAGCAAUCAGUGUGUGUGUGUAUAUUCCGCAGACUGUGUGUGUGUAUUCAGCAGACUGUGUGUAUGUAUUCAGCAGUUUGUGUGUAUUCAACAGUCUGUGUGUGUGUUUGUGUGUAUUCGGCAGUCUGUGGACUGUGUGUAGGUAUUCAGCAGUCUGUGUGUAUGUUUGUAUGUGUGUGUAUUCAGUGGACUGUGUGUAUUUAUUCAGCAGUCUGUCUGUGUGUGUGUGUAUUUCUCAGUCUGUGUGUAUGUUGGGGUGUAUGUAUUCAGCAGUUGGUGUGUGAAUAUGUUCAGCAGUCUGUGACUGUAUUCAGCAGUCUGUGUAUGCAUUGUAUGUAUUGCAUUUGUUGGAGAUACUAAUAAAUAUAAGCUUAAUUUUAUCUAUUAUUUAUAUCAUUAUUUAAAAUUUGUAUCAGUGAACUCUGUUGUUGUGUUCUUCUUUUACAACAAAAGAUGUUAAUUAGGUUGGACAACUGUACGAUUUGUUUUAUUUUAAACUUAAACGUCAGUAUUGAGGUGUAAUUGCCAAGUUGGCACUUUGAGGGAAAAAAAGUUGGCAUGUACUGCGGUUUGAGCACUCGGGCUCAAAAAGGUAUACCAUCACUGGCCUAGGUUUAUAGUAAACAUAUUCAAUUCACAGUUCACAUUCAAUUCAACAGUUUUUGUUCAAGCAUUUACAAGUCUGAUCUGAUGAGAUCUAUACAUUGCCUUGUUUAAUGUUACUGAGGGUUAUAUAUAGGACUGUCAGAAUGAGUUGUAUCUGAUUAAUCAUUUGUUGUCAUUUUAUUGAAGACCUGUACAAGUACAUUAUAAUAUCGGUUAGCCCCACCUUCGCUUCAAGAGGAACUGUCCCUUCUGUUGAUGACAUUUCCUCUUUUACUAAACAGAAUUUUACUUAUUUUACUAAUUUUUACUUAUUUACUGGGGUGGACAGCUGAGGUAACUAUAAAAUACCCUUUCAGAGAAUUGGAACUGACAUAUUUUCAAGGUGCUGGGCAACAUUUUCCUGUGGGUGUAUGAAUGCUUGGUCAAGGACUAGAGGGUAUUGUUGGGCAUACAUUUGGAACAAUGUACAUCUUGUGUCAUACUUCAACACUUCCUUUUCACCCAUAGUUAUAGAAUUCUACUCAUGACUUCUGUGUGUGUAGACAUUAUUGAUAUGCAGACAAUAAGAUCAUAAAUAUAACGUAUAAAUGUAUAGUAAAAUUACAUUUGAAUUUGGCUAACAGAAUGCAUGCAAAAAUUGCUUUCUUUGUAAAAUGACAUGUCAUAUUGGUAAUGACAUGUGAAUUUUAAAAAAGUGCAAAACUGCAAACACUACGUUGAUGUGUUUGCAGUAGUUUGUUGUGUAAAACAAAGCCAAUAAAUAUAUUUUAUUUGUAUAACAUCAUUAUAAAACAUUUUUUACAUUGGAUGAAGUAUUCAAAUCACUGUAGUUAACUAUUAAGAGAUUAUGUAAUCUAAUCUACUAGUAUAAAUGCAUCACUUAAAUGAAAGUAUGGAUAUUACAGGGGUACACAAAUUAGCAUUUUAGCGGCAGUCUAAGUAUCCCCAGCAACUACAGACUGCUAGCUAUUAAGCUAUUAUAGUGCAAGGACUCCAUGGCACUAUCUCACUGUAAAGAGUCAAAUUUCUUUUUAAACAGUAUGACACUUUCAUAUGUCCUCCCAGAGCCUGCAGCACAGCCCCUCUGCAUCAAUAUUUUACUAAUGCAGAAGUUCCCCCUCCCCUUUAGAAAUAUUGAUUUUGUCCAACUUGGAGAAAAUUAUUUGACUUAAAGUGUCAUCUGACACUCUUCAACUGGUAAAUUCCAUCAUAAAUUGGUCAAAAUGUAUAUAUUUCUAAAGUGGAAGAGGACCUUCUGCUUUGGUGAUGUCUGUGGAAAGAGCCUGGAACAAGGGCAAUGGGGUUACCAGGUGUUAACCCCUUUGAAACAAUUUGACUCUUAAAAGUGAGACAGUACCAGGGAGCUCCUGGCGCCAUAAACUCUAUAAUGUGCUGUAGUGGUUAUGAUCCUUAGAUUGCCUCUUUAACUGUUGAUAAAUACACUGCACAAGUUAUAUACUUUAGAACUCUACAUUAGAUCAGAGGAAAUGCUUCCAGAUUAUACUUAAAAAUUGCAAUGUAUUUCUACCUGUUACAUAAAAUACAUUAUAUUAAUUAUAAACGUUGGUUAUUAAUAUAAUCAAAUAAUGGUUAAACAUUUUUAUUUUUAUUUGCAAUGUCAAACAAUUGGCAUGCAAAAUAUAAAUUGGUUUACAUGGAUAAGAUGCAUUCAGAAAAAGAUAUAUAAAAAAAAAGAUGGCAUGUAAAGACAAAAUGGAAAAGUAGACAAGUAUGCAGUAAAGAAAUAGUAAUGCUGUUCGUUUUAUUGUUGGGAAUGUGUAUUAAGUGAACAGACAAAAAUCAACUUACGGUACUGCAAAUAUAAACACAGAUUCCUUUAUAUAUUUAACAAGCAUACCAGAGCCAACUUGAACAGAAGACACGUAUAUGGUUUGUGUUUUAUCAAGUACAGGUACACUUUACUUCAAUUGAUGUUAUUUGCAUUAUAGAAGGAAAACAGACAUGGAAUAUAGUUGUGCUUGUCUCUGUCCCUCAAACUCUAAAUGACCAAGUGCCACUGUUUUACUUUCUUACUCUCUCCAACUUCUAGCUGUAUAUAGCUGCUGCCCAUGGGAGCUGUCCUACUGCUAGGAAGGAUGGGUGGUGCAAUGAGGAGGGCUGGUAGUGGCCACCUACAAGGGUUCCAGGCACAAAACUUAUUGGCUGGAAGGGAGAUAGGCCAGGCCAGCCCCCCGACCUCAGAUUUCGAUACUUUUCCCAGUGUUAUGUUUAAACAUUCUCUAUGUACAUAAUAUGGGGAAGUCAUAUCAGGGGAGCCAGGCAGAGGCGAGAGGGGUACUGGAGGAGGUACCUCCUGCUCCCACCCAAACUAGCCCAGCUGUGCACACCGGCCGGAGGGAGGGUCGGUGUGAGAUGGGGAGAGAGGGGGGGGGGCUCAGAGCUGGAAGGACAAUGGGAGGGAGCGUGUGGAGGGGGAGGAGAGGAAUAGCGCCCGAGAGGAAGGAGGGAGGUGUGUGUGAUAAUGUAAGUGGGAGGUGCGGUACUUGGUGCUGAAGGAUCACACUGAAGAAGACGAAGAUCUCUGAUCGCUCGGAUCGCGCCUUUACACCCGCCCUUCUCCCCCCCCCCCCUCCUCUAUCUGCGCUCGAUUUCGAAUCCUUAGGAGCCGCGGCCGCCUCUGCUGUAGCGCUGUGAGAGAGCACACACACACACACACAGUGAGAGAGAGAGAGAGAGAGAGUACGCGGUGUGCCCGAGCACUGUGUGAGUCGGCUGCGCAGCUCCUGUGCGCACACCAGCAGCAAGCACCCUGGCAUUACAGCGAGAGAGGAGGCCAGGCGGCUCACAACUGAACGAAAAGUAACCAGCCCAGCCCGGCAGCGGCCCCGGCACCCCCUGCCCCCAGCAUGGCUUCCGAGGAACUCUAUGAGGUAAUGUGACCGGCCGGGCGGAGACCCCCCUUCCUGCCCGGGGGGGGGGAGACUCUGACCCCCAACAACUCAGCUGCUAUUACCCCGCUUUACAGUGACCCGGCUAGGCAGCGCCCCCGGGGUAUAGUUAUUUUAUUUUAUUGCGGGAGCUCUGUUGGAGUUACUCCUCUCCCCAGCACCUUCAUCUUCCUCACACUCAGUGAGAGACCGUGUGCGGCCGCCGCUUCCUCCUCUUCGUCAUUAUCCUCCGCUUCAUCCUCAGCAGCACUUUGCUGGACAGUCAUAAUGAGGGGAGCCGGGCAAGUGGCCUUCCUCCCCCCCUCCUCCUCCCCCUGGAAGGCUGGCUGCUGAGUGAGUGAGUGAGCACACUCAGGGUGUAUGCUAUCCAGUGACUGUCAGUGUACUCACCAAUGGUCUCCACACAAAGUGUCUCCCCAUUAAUCACAAUCGGGGGCUCACCAUUACUUGGGAGACUUUACACAGGGGUAAACUGAGCCUCUCCAAACAUAUCGGGGGGCUGGGGGGGUGAUGAUCAGACUUGAGUGAAAGUGCCUAAAAAUAUGAGGAACAGUCAUCUGAGUGAAUGUGCUGAGGCAGCAAGGCACGUAGCGUGAGGAGCUGCUGGGAGGGGAGGGAGGGGGGGCAGGCACGUGCGGAUGGGGUAGAGGGGGCUUUAAAGUAUUGGGAGAGUUUGUUACCUGUCCUAAUAUUGACAUACUGAUUAACACCACAUCCUCUAGUGGACUGCAUGGGACUCCCAACCCUCCCAGUAUGUCAUUGGGUGGGGUUGAUAGAGUGAUUUGGCAAAUAUGGCAGCCCUCUUCAAUAUGUGGAAGUUAAUGGGUGAUAUGUGUGAGUCAUUAAAAUAAAACAUGGACUCCUCCAUUAAGACAAUGGGAAUUUUAAGUUCAGUAGUGCAACUGUUGAUAAAAGUUUUUAGUUUUGUUACUUUUUUGAAGAAAAAUGUGCAUUAGUAGAGUGGUGGAAGUAACUGGGCAGUGACUAUUGAACUUUAUGGGGACUUGAUAAUGGCAUGGGGGAAAGCAAAGUAAAUUUCCAUUGCAAAUGGUAUUGUUUGACAAAUGACUCAUUUUGCUUCUUUUUUAAUAUUUGAAUGCGUUAUAGUUUUGAGCAAGCACAACAUGUAAGAACUAAUCAUUUAUGAAUGAAUGGCUUGGAUUUGUUAGUAGUUGAAGGACCAUUUGAUGGGAAUUAUAACCUUUAAGGAUAACCUGCCAUUUUAGGAAGGAAAAAAAACCCACCAAGGAUACUUGAAAUAAUGGAGGGUUGACUUUUGUUAAAAAUGUUUUAUAUUUUAAUAGCUGCUUUUUCUGUUAACUCUUAGCAUGUUAUUCUUACCAGAUGCAAAUAUAAUUAUAGUAGUAGUGAAUUACAUUUUACUAAAGUUCAUCAUCUGAUGAACUCGAUAUUGGUCGGUUUUCUUAAGAGGCUGCCAUUGCAUUUUCUGACCACUGAUAACCACAUUGCCAGAUGGUUACAUGGCUUGGACAAUUCCUUGCAUCCGUUGUAUGGAUAUCUUGUAAAUUAAUCUAAAAUGUUGCACAUGUGACAUUUGAUGACUAGAAAUUGUAAUGUUAAUCAAACAUUUGACAUAUAUUGUGAGUCAGUAUCAUAAAUAAAUUGGGAUCUGGGGCAGAACUACUACUCAUUCAUCUGUUUGUUGGCGUAUUUUGUGUGUUUUACCCUUUCUCCGUUCGGGAAUACUUCAUACGAACGUAGUCCAUGUGUCUCCCGAAUGGGGACCACCCCUGUACCCCGUUAGAACGUUCACACCAUUAACUCAAGUGCGAAACUGCAAGGGAAGUAAUUAAUGAAUGCUCCCCUUUGUGGCUGUCAUUUUGUAUAACCAAACAUGUGACAGACAAAAAAAAAAAUAGUGGCCAUCUUGUCUCCCGAACAUGGGCAGCGGAUCUUGGUCGUCGACUGCCUGUAACUCUUUUCGGCUAGGUAAUUGCGCGAACCUCGGUAAAACCUAGACCGCUGCCCGUUCUAUUUCUCGAUCACCUACAUGAUCGACGUUCGUUAGCUAUGAACUACCAAACAGGGUAGUAUUCGUCUACCAAAAUGAAACUAUUCCCUUGCUUGGUGUUCGCACAAGAACCUCACAAACGAAGACCGGCCAGAGCACCUAUUUUCCUGGAACUCUUUUGGGCUAUCUCCUCGUGUCUGGGCGGUCAAAACUUUACCUUGAUGGCAUUCCCGUUUCACUGAACUGAUUUGAGUGAUUCUUGGAUAUGUUGUACACUCAAAUCGGGGCUAUCGGGGAAUGUACUUUUUGUGGGGUUCCUGAGUAUGGUGGGUGCACUUUUGGGGUACUAUAUAUUUUGUUGGAUGUUUUGUACCUGAGAAUUCUCACACAAUUAUCUAUCAGACACAGAGGAUCCGGUUUUCUUGUAUUGUAAACCCCAUGUACAGAACUGGGCAUAAUAGCCGUGUAUGUUCCAAUAAACCUCAGUUGACUCCCAGGACUAUGUUUCGUCUGGUUAUUGGGGGAACGGGUAUUUACUUGUGCUGAUGGUUCCAGAGUGGCUGAAGUAAGGUAAUAGCGGAGAUAACCAUUUGGGUUACCCGUGGUCCGUUACACUCACAAGUAUCCUUUGUCCAUAUGCCAUAUAGAGCACAGUUUCACUGUUAAAUCGACACUAGUCAAGUCACCAAAACAAUUUUAGCUUAAUGAAGCCGUUUUGGUGUGUAGAUCAUGUCCCUACAGUCUCACUGCUCACUUCUCUGCAGUUCAAUUCACACCUCCUGCAUGUAACAUGCAUAACCUUCCUAGACAUUUCCUUUAAAGUUAGAUCUAGUGUUUACAUUUCCUUUAUUGCACAGUCUGUUUAAUUUAGAAUUUCUUAUCUCAUGCACUGUUACUAGUUUGCUAGACCUUGCAGGAGCCUCCUGUGUGUGUGAUUAAAGUUCAAUUUAUGGAACAGGAGAUAAAAACAUCUAAAGCAAGUUAGCAUAUUAUUGAAAAUUAAACCAUUUUUCUAUGCAUGCUGUGUGUCACAGCCAGGAAACGUAUGGCUAGGGCUACUGAAACAAGUGAUUUAACUCAUAAAUGGCAUUGAAUCGAGCACUGAGACUUAAAAGGCAUGAUCUAUACACAAAAAACGCUUCAUUACGCAAGUGGUGUUUGGUGCCUAUAGUGUGCCUUUAAUUGUUGCCAAUUACUCCUAACCUUCCAUUUAAAAGUUUUUACUUGGUCAUAAGUAGUGUACAAUUUGAAAUGUAUGUUUUGUCAUUUAUUCUAUAACUUUCCAGGGUUUCCUAUGAUUGUGCAAGAUUGGACACAUCGUGCAACAUUAUAAAUUUUAUAUACAAGUGGCUAAGUUUGUAGAGCUGCACUUGCUCUUGAGGUUUUUUAAUUUUUGUUUAGAGUUUUGAGGAUAGCUGCGAUGUGGUGAUUCUUUUUGGAGGAGGAGAUAAGUACAUGUUGUAAAUUUUAAUGCUUAGUUUGUGGUUAUAAUGUAAUAAUGGUUUCAGUUUUAAUGGAAUCCAAUGUGUAGGAAAAGAGUUCAAGAAAUCAAUGCAGGUAAGUGUAAAAUUUGGACUGCUGCACAGUAUGAUGAAUCAUUCGUAAUUUCAAAUUUUUGUAUGUAUUUGUCACACAUGUGGGUGCUCUAUCAGCCCCAAUUCUCCACAAGUUCCAAACCUACUAUUCAGUGUAUUGAGUUAUUUCGUACCACUGCUAAUUUGGUUAAUCCCUUAACGCCGUUACGGCGUUCUAUGCCGUCCCGCAUUAAUAGGGCUUUAAAGCUGUUGCGGCGGCAUAGAACGCCUUAAUGGCUUUGAACCCCAGGAGGUCCGGUAGACUUACCUCCGCCGUAAAAAUAGAAAUUUAUUUAUAUAUAUAUAUAUAUAUAUAUGUAUAUUAUAUAUGUAACAUCAUACAAAGUGUAUUUUAAUAUUAAUAUAAGUACAUAUAUUCGUAUUAAAAAUACACUUAGAAUGACGUUACACAUGUGUAUACUAAUGUAAUCUUUUAUGUAAUUAUAUGUAUAUAGUCAUUCUAAGUGUAUUUUGUUACAUAUAUACACAUACAAUAUAUAUAUUUUUUAAUAAAAUACAGUUAGAAUGAAAUUACAUAUGAUAUAUAUUAAAUUUUGUGUGUAUAUAUAUAUAUAUAUAUAUAUAUAUAUAUAUAUAUAUAUAUAUAUAUAUAUAUAUAUAUAUAUAUAUAUAUAGAAAAAUAUAUAUUGUGUGUGUGUGUGUGUGUGUGUGUGUGUGUGUGUGUAUAUAUAUAUAUAUACAAAAUUUAAUAUAUAUCUUAUGUAAUUUCAUUCUAACUGUAUUUUAUUUAAAAAAAUAUAUAUUGUAUGUGUAUAUAUGUAACAAAAUACACUUAGAAUGACUAUAUACAUAUAAUUACAUAAAAGAUUACAUUAGUAUACACGUAGAAUUUAAAUACCUAUAAAUGCAUAUAUAUUAAAAUUCUAUGUGUAUAUUUAAGUAAUCUUUUAACAUAAUUAUGUGAUUUGAUUAAUUAAAAUUUGAGUGACAUGCCUGACAACACAGGGAGAAAGUACAGAGAAUUUAAUUUGCAAGCACUAUGUAGAAACAUAGAAUGUGACGGCAGAUAAGAACCAUUCGGCCCAUCUAGUCUGCCCAAUUUUCUAAAUACUUUCAUUAGUCCCUAGCCUUAUCUUAUAGUUAGGAUAGCCUUAUGCAUAUCCCACGCAUGCUUAAAAUCCUUUACUGUGCUAACCUCUACCACUUCAACUGGAAGGAUAUUCCAUGCAUCCACUACCCUCUCAGUAAAGUAAUACUUCCUGAUAUUAUUUUUAAACCUUUGUCCCUCUAAUUUAAGACUAUGUCCCCUUGUUGUGGUAGUUUUUCUUCUUUUAAAUAUAGUCUCCUCCUUUACUGUGUUGAUUCCCUUUAUAUAUUUAAAUGUUUCUAUCAUAUCCCCCCUGUCUCGUCUUUCCUCCAAGCUAUACAUGUUAAGAUCCUUUAACCUUUCCUGGUAAGUUUUAUCCCGCAAUCCAUGAACCAGUUUAGUAGCCCUUCUCUGAACCCUCUCUAAGGUAUCAAUAUCCUUCUGAAGAUACGGUCUCCAGUACUGUGUACAAUACUCCAAGUGAGGUCUCACCAGUGUUCUGUACAAUGGCAUGAGCACUUCCCUCUUUCUACUGCUAAUACCUCUCCCUAUACAACCAAGCAUUCUGCUAGCAUUUCCUGCUGCUCUAUUACAUUGUCUGCCUACCUUUAAGUAAUCAGAAAUAAUCACCCCUAAAUCCCUUUCCUCAAUUGUUGAGGUUAGGACUCUAUCAAAUAUUCUCUACUCUGCCCUUGGGUUUUUACGUCCAAGAUGCAUUAUCUUGCACUUAUCCACAUUAAAUGUCAGUUGCCACAAUUCUGACCAUUUUUCUAGUUUACCUAAAUCAUUUGCCAUUUGGCUUAUCCAUCCUGGAACAUCAACCCUGUUACAUAUCUUAGUAUCAUCAGCAAAAAGACAUACCUUACCAUCAAGACCUUCUGCAAUAUCACUAAUAAAAAUAUUCAAGAGAAUGGGUCCAAGUACAGAUCCCUGAGGUACCCCACUGGUGACAAGUCCAAGCUUCGAAUAUAUUCCAUUAACUACAACCCUCUGUUGCAUGUCACUCAGCCACUGCCUUACCCAUUCAACAAUAUUGGAAUCCAAACUUAAAGAUUGCAGUUUAUUGAUAAGCCUUCUAUGUGCAACAGUGUCAAAAGCCUUACUGAAAUCUAGGUAAGCAAUGUCUACUGCAUCACCCUGAUCUAUAAUUUUAGUUACCCAAUCAAAAAAAUCAAUAAGAUUAGUUUGGCAUGAUCUCCCUGAAGUAAAUCCAUGUUGUCUCUGAUCAUGACCCUGUAACUCUCCAAGACCCCAUGUACAGGUUUUAUGGUGUUUUUGAAAGUUAGAGAGUCACAUAUAAGGCUUCCAUUUAAUUUUUUUGACAUUGAAAUUUGACAGAUUGGUUAUGUUGCCUUUGAGAGCGUAUGGUAGCCCAGGAAUGAGAAUUACCCCCAUGAUGUCAUACCAUUUGCAAAAGUAGACAACCCAAGGUAUUGCAAGUGGGGUAGGUCCAGUCUUUCUUAGUAGCCACUUAGUCACAAACACUGGCCAAAUAUUAUUUACUUUUUUCACACAAAAUAAAUAUGAACUCUAACUUUGGCCAGUGUUUGUGACUGUGGGUGCACUUAAUGUGACAGCAGUGAAUUACGGUUGAACAGACAUAUAGUGCAAACUCCAGUUUUUGUUUACGUUUUGUUUUGAUCAGAACGUGCACUAUUGACUCCGUCCUGAAGGGGUUAAAUUUCAGUUGGAUUAGUCUUUAUUUUUUUCAGUACUAUUGGGAUUUUACCAGACUGAUUUUCUAAAUCAGUGGCUUCUCUCACACCUCUCCCCUCUGACCUUACAUUGGCUUCCUGCAUCCUAUAGGAGUAAAUUCAAAGUACUAAUUCACACCUUUAAAGCGCUGAGCAAUUCUAGCCCCUUCUAUAUAUCUUCACUGAUCCGUAGGUGUGCCCCUUCUCUGUCUCUCCGCUAUGCCCAUGACCUUUUCCUGCUUGCACCCUUACAGCCAACCCGUACUUACAAGACUUCUCACAGGCGGCUCCUUUCCUUUGGAAUAGCCUGUCUACCACCUCCUCUAGACUGUAAGCUCAUUUGAGCUUUUCACCCUAUUGUUUUUGUAAUUGUUUCAUUUAUUGUUAAAUCUCCCCCUCUGAUCUUGUAAGGCGCCAAGGAAUAUGCUGAUUCUAUACAAAUACCAAUAAUAAUUUUGUCAUUUUCCACAUUUUCUACAUUUUGUGCUUUAAGUUCAUGAAAUUCAAACGUCACAUAUGCAACUCUACUUGAAUGUUCGUUUGAGUGGAAAAUGUUUAGUUUUUUUUAAGAAUGCAUAAUACUAUGUAGGUGGUGUUAUCAGCAAAUUGUUGCCUCUGUAUAUUUAAAUAAGAUAAGUAGAGCGAGUAAUAUAAUUUUAAAGAAUUUAAUCCGAUUCAAAGUAUCCUGGAUUCGAUGCAAUGAUCCAUAUAUUCCAGGUUAGUUUUUAGCCUAAUAUCCAUGGCAUAUUUUUUUUUUUUUGUUUUGGAUUACAGUUUUACGCACAAUUUUUAUAAAUUAAUGAUUGCUUGUUUAUACUGAGAAAGAUCAAUGUUGGUGUAGAGCUUAGUCACCUGUUGGUGCAGCAGUGUCCAUGUGGUUCUUGUUCUAAAAAGAAAUGUCAGAGAGAUUUAGAUAGCUGUAAGUGUUUCAAUAUUCUUUUGCCUUUCUCUAUUUUUAUAAAAAUGUUUAGGGUCUUAUUUGUUACUAGGAGUAUUAUUUUCCGAACCAGUGUUUGCAUUAUUUGCAGUGCAAUCUUUGUACCCAUUGUAGUUCCUAUAUAAUGAAGAGCAUUUCCCUUACAUGAAUUGCUACUAAAUAUAUUUAUAACCAUGGUUCUUACUGUUUUGUAACAAAGACCCAAAUUGCAAGUAUAGAUUUACUUUAGUGACAUUCAGUUUUAAAAUUAGCUUAAUGACUCAUUUGUAUGCUAAUGUAAUAUUUAACAAACAUUUCUAUGAAAGCAAAAGCAUUAACAAUUUUAAUGUCGGAGGGAUCUCCGUUGAUCUGGAGAAGGUACUACUGCAACAUAAGUAAAUUUGUUGAGCACUAAUGUCUGGCGUUGGUAUAUGGCAUGACAAUUGCAACCAUUUUGGUUUCACUAAAAUAGCAUGAUGAUCCAAUUGUGUAAGUCCUUACCUAGAGGUUAAAAAAAAACACUGUUUUACAAUGCUAUGAGAUGUUGAAAGACAUAUUUGAUUUAAAGAUCUAAAAAGUUAGUUCAAAUGAAAUAUUGCCUUGAAAAUAUUCUUGACUCACACAUAUUGAUUUUUAUUUUUUAUUUUUUUUUAGUUUUAUAUCAAAGUGACAUUCAUGGUACCUGUGUUUUUUUUGUUUUUGCUGGUUUCUUAUUGUGUUCAUGAUCAAUUUAGGACUUUAAUGUAUGAGCUUGUUAAAAUGCAAAUGAACUGUGAAUGUAAUGUAUCAGAAGAAAGAUUAAAGAAAUGAAACCCAACUUACUUCUAAAAGCAAACAUUUUUUAUGUAGAAGGCAGUUUGAAUAAUGAUCAAACUCUAAAAGCAAAGAGUCCAAUUUCACAUGAUUGGAUUAUUAUAUACUGGAAAAGCCAAUGGAUUAGCAGAAUAUUGUCAACCAAGACGAGAUACUUAUGUUUUCUGAAAAAUUACUUACACAAAACCAUUUUCAAAAAAAUAUGUUGGCAUUUCCAGUGAUAUAGAGAGAGUGGUAAAUUAUCCAUAUUGAAGUUAAAACAUACUUCAAAAUGUAAGCUCAUUGAGCAGGGCCCUCAAAGCCUCUGUUUCUGUGCGUAUACUGGUUUGGUUACAAUUUAUGUUUGUUAGUCCACCCAUUGUACAGCGAUAAAGAAUUUGCUGGUGCUAUAUAAAUAAUAAUAAAAGAGCUAGUGUAGCACAUAAUGCCUGAUGGUGUAUUUAGUAGAAACCAGCAAACCGCUUAUCCUUUGUAUACUUGGGUGACUUUCUGUCGUUACUGCAACUUCUAACAUCUUCUACAUGAAAAGUACUUUUUGCUUCAGGUACAUCUGCCCACAUAAAAUAAAACGCAUGUUCUGUUUAAUUUGUUGUCCCCAUUUAACCAGACUUAUUUUACUAAAACUGGCUGAUAAUUGUUCUUAGAGGAUGUAAUAUCAUUGGAUAUGAUGUCACAUCUUGAUUUGAAGGCAAUUGUUUCUCACCAACCCCAGAAUGUUAGACCAGUUCUUUAAUGUUGGUCAAGACAGACUCACCAAAUAACUUAGCCCAGCACACACGUCUUGUCCAAAUACACCUUUUUACAACUUUUUUUGCUGGUGAAUGCAUUAUUAAGGGCAGAUGAGCACCCCAACGGUUGAAAUCUUAUAGUACACUUUUCAAAAGUGACUAUUUUGCUGUGCGUGAUUUUAUACAACCGGUCAUACUACAAACUCCUUCAUGUGGUUGGUGGGAUAUUCUUUUCAUUUGUUGAGAUCAACUGGACCUUUGAGCACCUAUAUAGAUGUUUUUUUUUUUAAAUACAAUUUAUGACCUACAACCUUUUCUUACAUUCCAGCUUUGCAAGACCCAUAACAUAAAGGAUUUUAGUGAAUCACUGAAUUCAACAUUUUUGUUCAUUUUAGAGGCUGUACUUAAGGGACAUUUAGCAGCUAUCCUUGUAAAAUUUCACUUCCUAGUACAUUUGCUCCUUGAUGUGUUGCAAGACACUUGAGUUACUGACUUAUUGAUGAGUAAAUGAACUUUCUGGAGAAAGUUACUGCUAAAGCAUCAAACACAAUUCAUCUGGAUGGGGAUAUUUACAUCCUAUUGAAAGCCAUAGGAAGAUUAGGGUUGACUAGAUAUAAGACAUAGGCAGCGCAGGGGGACAGACUCUUAAUCAAAAUUAUCUCAGGGAUGAUGGAUUUCAUGCAAAUAGCAUAUGAAAAUAGCAGGCUAACAAAAUCACUCACUGUUCGCCUUAGGGAGCUUCCUUUUCCAUGAUAGAAAGAGAGCACUUUAAAGGGACACUAGUCGCCAUAACCACUACAGCUUAAUGUAUUGGAUCUGGUGUCUAAAGCCUGUCCCUGCAGGCUUUUCGAUGCAGAUGUUACCUUUUCAGAGAAAAAAGCAGUGUUUAUAUUGGUGUUUAAUGGCAGUUACUCAGCGAAGCAUUCAUUCAAUGCAUCUUUUUGAUGCUAGCUGGGAUCUGAUUGGUCACUCACCUCUCCCUUCAAAGUUUAAAGUUAAUAAAUGAAUUCAAUUGCUGUUUUUCCUCUAUUUUUCAAAUGACUUUCAUUGUAGUGGUUUAGCCUGCCUCCCCAGACCAAGUAAUCAUGCACGUGAGUGUAUUUAAAUGUCUGUGUGUGUGUACAGAUAUUUAUCCAGUCCCCUUCUGGAUAGAGGUGGGGAUAGUUGCUACUUUAGAGGCAUUUUAGAUCAAAACUUUGGACACUUUCACAGCCAGAGGGUUAAAUUAAUACAUUUUUGUUUUUUUACUUCUUGGAAACAAGAUGGUGGUUACGUUCUCUGGUUGCUUUUAAAUUUUUUUUUGUAUAUUAUUAACUCAAUAGGUAUUAUUAUAAGCCAUGAUUUGAAUAUAUUGUUUUAAGAGUUGGCACUUUUUUUUUUCUUUUUCCCUCUUCCUCAUUGUGGGUUUUUUUCCAACUGCUGAAUGCUUAGUUUUGUUUCACUUUAGGACCAGUUUGUUUUUAUUUAUUUUUUUUCACCAUAUACUCCCAUUUCUUAUGCAAAUCUCCUACUUUAUUUCUGGUAAGUUUUAUGUGUUUGCUUCUAUAUGUUUGAGUUAGUGACUUUUAUAACACUCUAUCGUACCUUAUUUUACUGUUUUAUAUUGAUCAUGAUUUUUCUUGGACCUUUUGGUUUUAUUUUGUCUCUCUAUCUCUGUCUACAGUUUAGACGAUUUGCUCCUUUGACACUGGUCAUCAGAACCACUACAGCUUAAUCUAUUAAGUAAAGUAAAAGUAAGGGAAUUUAAGAGAGGGUUAGUAAAAAAAAAAAACCACCCACCAAAAAGUCCCUUAAGUGGAGCGCUAAAUAGUAGAUAUCCCUAAUCUUAGGGAUUUCAGGUGUUCCAAAUGGAGGUUUAGAUAUGCAAAAAAAGAGAAAAUAUAUUUCCAGUAGUGGAGUAUGUCAAAAUGUAAUGCAUAAAUGAUAAAAUCUAUAUAAUUAAACUCACAAGUGAAGAGCCAAGUCAGGGACUGUCUCAAAUCACAAUUGCCUUGGUGUACAUUGGGAGACUCCUUCCCUCUUUUAUUUGCUUUUUUCAAUACUUAUAAGGGAAUACACAAAGAUAAAGAGAGAUCUCUGGCAAAGUAUGUUAGAAUAAAGUCUAAACAAAUAAGAAACACCAAAUGGUAUAGUGCCCACAUUUUCCAGAGCCGAAUCUGAAUAUCUGGCUCUGGUUGGACAGUUUGUUACCCACUGAGGGGGGUACACCUUCUUUGGAGGUAGAUAAAGAUAGCAGCAAGUUAGGACUAAAAAUGAUCCAAAUUAUUAAUUUAUUAAAGUAUUAAAAAAUUAACAAGUGUGUAUUAUAAAACAAUAAAAAAUAAUGUCCAUAAGUGCUGGGAAUCUCCCUCGAGAUGCGUUUUGCCCUUUCCUCUGGCUUUUUCAACCAAAGUUGAUCUCUUCAUCUUUAUUAGAAGAAGCUAGUGACCCCUUGGGGAGCUAGCAAAAAGUGUGUCAGGGGCAACCUUUCAGGGGGUAACCCUCACAAACGUAUAUAACUCAAAAAGAAAAGGCCCCAAGGGAUGAAACAUCCCAGGGGUCAUAGGUUGGGAGGUCCCUCAAAAUGCUACGUAUGUACCUUUAAAACAUAACUUUUAUUAGAAAAUGAAAUAAAAGUGCCAGUGCUUGUGACUGUGAAGCUUGUGACACACACAAAAAAGUAUUAAAAGAAACAGACAGGCUAAUGAAUGACUACAAUAAUAGUUAUACUGGAUAGGGGCCCCAAUGGUAAGCUUGCUUAAUAACACCAAUUGCACAAUGGGGUAUACUCACUCCAUCCGUAGCUUUAAAUAGAAGAGGUAACCGGUGCGUGCUGAGACCUCUAAAUUGCAAAGGUUACAUAAACCCUAAUAAAUGAAGAAGAUAUGUAUCUAACAAACCACACUUGUGCACUUCUAAAAUAUGUGCCAAGGUUACGUCUGCUGAAAUACCCCAAUAGGCUGUGUUAUUGGCAUACACCGAAAAAUGAAUAAAUAAGAAACAAAAAACUGAACUGCUUGUAACAGAAAAUAGUAAUAAGCCCCUACGGAGAGAAAAGGCAUAUUCCCACGUUGCAUAUUAAGAGGCUAAUAAUACUUUCUUACAGUCCCAUAGGACCAAAUUGAUGUGAGGGAUAAGCUAUCUCAUCUUAUAUGGACGGAAUUGAUGUGUCUUAUCACCUGCCUAAUGGGUAAAACGAGGUCACAGGGAGCGUUUGGUGGUGAGAAAUGCUUGCCCUACAUAGAUACUGCAAUGUCGGUAUGCCCUGCAUCCAUGUCUCCCACCAUAUCCCCAAACCCACAAAAAGCUAAACGGCUAAAGUAAAUUACAGGUUAAAACGCCUGUCUGUGACGCUGCCUGACGCGUGUUUCGGCUCUGCUAAAGCGCCUUCAUCUGAGGCAUAACGAGGGGGGGUGCUUAUCAUACCGGAGUCAAAUUUAAAGGAUAUACGGACCAAUGGGAGCUGAGGGCACGUGAGUCCCCUUUCGCGCCAAUUCAGACGUGCAACUUGACCACACCCCCCAAUACGUGUUGCAAACGGAUUCGUGGGAAGGAAAUGAAUGGGUACAUGGACGUGUGUUAACCCUAUGGGUACCGUACAAAAGUAGGUGGAUCCACAUGAAGUCCCUAAUGGGACCUGUACCCCGCUACUACCCAUCCCUCGAAAGAUCAGACACUAAUAGGAGUAUAAUAAUACAUGGCUUUUAAUAAAAUGCUGAAAUAGCUGUAAUAAAUGAGUCCAUGUACAUGUGUUGCCCAUAUCUGUUCCGUAUGGAUAUACACUUAUGAAGUCCCAAGAGGGGCUUUUACCUCGAUCCUACCCAUCCCUAAAUAGUUCAACACUAAUAGGAGUGUGACAACACACAACUUGCAGCUUAAAUGGCGAGACAGCCGUUUCAGAACGUAUUAGGACAAUACAUCCUACAGAAGGGGUGGAUAUAAGACAUUAUGAACGGUGACAAAUUAUCGACUUUGUGCAAAUUGCACAUCACCUGGUAGUAAUACAGGUGGUGCCCUGAAUACAAAAUCCCUUAUCGAGGCACCGGUGUAAUGUGGUGUAGGAGACCACCCUGAUGGUCUCAAUUGAAUUACUACACAACUCUCCUUCUUCUAAGGCCCUCAUCCUUAUCCCUGGAGAUUUGUGCAUUCCUUCCAUCUGCUUGUGUCUCCCUUUUGCUUGAGUUUCCCAAAAAUCCUCAUCUCUAGGGGAUCUGUUGAGGUGUUCAAACUUAUUCCUCGUAUAGACAUUUCUUCUUUUAUCUAUUUUAUCUUUUAAUGUAUAUGCUUUUUAAUGUAAAUAUGCCUUUUUAGAGAAAAGGCAGUGUUUACACUGUUUCCUAGUAACAUUUCUAAUGGCAGUCACUGAGAUGGGUACUAGAGGUGUUGCACAGUCUACAUCCAGUGUCUCCACAUUCUGUAUGGAGGCGCUGAACGUUUCCCCAUAGAGAUGCAUUGAUUCAAUCCAUCUCUGAGGAGAUGUUGUUUGGCGCAGCAUUGGGUUGAGGUAAUAUAUUUGAUCUCCUUUAUAUCUAGUGCAAAUUUUUUUUUACAAUCCAUGUCUAGGUACAUGCAUGUGCCUGUAUAUAUGUAUUGAUCACUUGUAGUGGUACGUCUACCACUUUACUUUGCAUAUUGCAGUAUUGGUUGACAGAGCAACCUCUGUAGACACAUAUUUGUAUAUGCUUUUUCUAUCUCUUGGUGAGUUUAUUUUUUUUUUUUUCUGCAUGUUUUCUGGCACACCUGGUAUGCUUUUUGCACCUAAUUUCUUACUUUGCUAUCACAAAAUCUCAUUUAUGUAUAGGUUGCCUUAGCAACCUUUGCAUUUCCUCACACAUCACAUGAUGUUUCUGGUCACAUGAUUUUUGGUCUGCUGACAAUUUCCUGGUCUUGAUGCACUGUCAGUCAGGGUUUGCUUCACUUAGUAAGGUAUAAUUAAGUGUGCUUGCAUAGCAAGACCACUUAUUAUCACACACACACACACAUAUAUUAUUACGUGUUCUUGCAUAGCAAAACCGCUUAAUAUUAUCUCACAUAUAUAUUAUUCUAGCCAAAUUUACCACCCUAACUCCUCCCACAGUUUUUAUACUACAUAGACAGUAAUAUACCAAAACGUGCGGAUUGUUCCCGAUGGAUUGCUAUUACUUUGUGGAACGUUUUCUUGGAAUGGUUAACAAAAUAUCGUUUUUGUGGCGAAAUUGGUCCCAUAGGGAUGAAUGGCGAAAUGUUCAAAACUAGAGUGGGAGCUGGCAAAAGCUGAAAAAUCAGGACAUGAUUUCUAAACUGCCACCACUCCCUCAUUUUCAAGCCCACCUACACAAAUCUUAUACCCAAACGUUUAGCUAUGCCUGCUGCCACUAAACAUGUCCACGGCUAAGCCGUAGUCCUAAUAGUUUUCACAAUAUGACCAUUUGUUUGCAACUCACGCCAUCCAUUGACAUUCAUUGAAACUCCACUCUAGCCAGCUCAAAUUUGAAGGGCAAAUUCUAAACUGUGACUGUGCCUUUAUUGUUAUUAUUUCAUAGACAUACUAUGCAUGUGCAUGUAGGUCUGGGUCUUGUGAUUUUCACAAUAUAAAGCUCUUCGCUGUAGGAUUUAUAGGGUUUUUUUUUUUUUUUUAUAAAUAUGACCGUUUGAAGAUGGCAACCGCCAGCGAAGUGAGCAAUUUGGAGCAGUUUGUUUUUAACCGCUUUUCUCUGCCCUAUUUGAAAUCUAUUAGUUCCUGUUGGCAGUUCGUGGAAUGUUCGAGGGAUUUGAAAGCUCUUCUCUGCCCUUGCUGUAGAGUGAGUGAACCACACUCCAACUUUCCACAGUUACUCAAGCCACUCCACCCAGUUACUCCGCUCACUUAUAUCUUAUUAACUGGUAAUAUUGCAAUACAUUGGAACCCAAAAGCUGUUGGAUUCCUUCGUCAUUCAAUUUUCUUCAUGCUCUAGCUCGCCCCAAGGCUCUUGGCAGACUCUUCUUGCCUAAAACGAACAGCUACUACUCUUAUAGCAUAUACCCUCCUUGGACUACUAGAUUGCCAUUAGGUCAUAAGGUUCUAGUGAUCCCAUUCUUGAUGAGGCAGAAGCCAUUUGAUGUGGAGAAAUGAAAGAGUUCUGUUAGGGCUCAUUUACUUUUUAAUUUUAGUAUCCAUCAAAUUGUAAGUGUUGGCCCUGUUAGUUGCUUGUUGUAUUAUGUUGUUCACAUUAAUCAUCUAUCCUCCACUAGAUCUUAGUGGUGGUCGAAAUUUCAAAGGUUCAGUCUAUUGAUGAAAGUAGUUAAUGGUGGAAAAAUUACCUGGUUGCUUUUGUUCUUGUGGCCAUGUUUCUCAUCACCUAAAGUAGAGCGAAAGGAUUGGGUUUGAGGUGGAGACCAAGUUCUGGUUAAUUUGCAAAUAAAAGUUGUCUCUGUUUAGGAAAAGUAAAUCUUGGGGACUAGAUUUACUGAGAUAUUAAUUUACUUGUGAGGGAGAUAGAAAUGCUCUGGUACAUGCCAUUGCGACCAGUGAGCUUCAUGUAAAAUGUAUCUGAUCAUGCCAGGGAGGAUGUUGCUGGACAUCCUUACUAAUGAGUCUAGAAAUAGGCAUGUCUAUUUCCACUGUCACCAAAGGGGUUAAAAAAAAAAAAAAGUAUUACAUUUUUAGACCAUUAGUGUUUUAUUUAUUUUUUAUUGUGAUGUUGGUUUCCAAGCCUGUUCCCUACCCCCAUUGUUAUAUCUGUGCCUUCUUUCUAAUGCAUGUUGUUAGAUAUGAUACAUAGAACAUCUUUGUUAUUAAAGGGACACUAUAGUCACCAGAACAACUACAGUUUAUUGAAUUUGUUCUGGUGAGUAGAAUCAUUAUAUUCAAGCUUUUUGCAGUAAACACUGUCUUUUCAGAGAAAAUGCAGUGUUUACAUUACAGCCUAGUAAUAACUUCACUGGCCACUCCUCAGAUGGCUGUUCGAGAUCCUUCCUGGGUCAUGGCUGCCUAAAAUGCAUCCAAACAUUCAGUGUCUCCACCCUCUGCAUGCAGACACUGAACUUUCCUCAUAGAGAUUCAUUGAUUCAGUUCAUCUCUAUGAGGAGAUGCUGAUUGGCCAGGGCUGUGUUGGAAUUUUGCUGGCUCUGCCCCUGAUCUGCCUCUUUGUCACUCAGCCAAUCCUAUAGGGAAGCAUUGUGAUUGGAUCAGGCCACCACUUCUACUGAUGUCAGCAGGCAGUGGGCAGGUCUAAAUGAAAACAAGCCAGAGCUAGCAGCUCCAGACUUGAAUACACGUAAGAUUUUGCUGUUUUUAGGGAGGCAUGAGGGGACCAGGGGGGCAAGAUGGUGGUUUUACAUGUUUGUGUUCCUGACCUUAUAGUGCUCCUUUAAGGUAAUGCUAUACACAGUGCGUGAUUUCAGUCCCUAAAGGGUUGUAAAACCCCUUUAUAAAACCCUAUCUGUGCCGUGCAGAAUGUUAUUUUGGUUUUUGUUUUUUCUUCAAAGGAUUAGAGAAGAUUAGCACAAUGACUUAAGUCUUGUUAAAAGUCAUUGUCACUACCUGCACGUUUUAAUGCGUUGUGUACUUGUCUGCUAUAUUUAACUAUAUGUGAAGUAUGAAAAUAAAAUUUACAUGCAUAACUCUUUUGCGAGUAUUGCUUGCAAAUAUGUUGCUUGGAAUAAAAAAAUAUUAAAACAUAGGUAUUUCUCCUGUCAAUACAUUUUUUGGCGUAAACUCUGUGCUAAAAAAGAGUGACAUGAAGAGCAAAAAAGAUAUCUCAAAGGUCUAUAUUUUCUCAAACAUAGUAGCCACAGUGUAUGCACUGUGGUUGAUAUGUUAACAUUGUAGUUGUUGCGAUUAGUGCUGGUUAGGGAGUAUAGGAACAGUGACCAAUGUCACUCCAUUAAUAUACCUCCCAACAUUUCGAAUGGAUAGAAGGACACUUUAAGAUUAGGGGUGUAAGUGCCUGUGUGGCCCAGGGCGGGGCUGUACUGGGACUUUUUCGUGACUUACUAAUAGCAAUUUAUACAUCUAAAAUGUAAUUUAGAACAAGAACAAUGCAUCUUAUUUACACACUUAUUACUAACUAUAUUUUAUAUUGUUAAUUACUUGACACUUUAUUUUAUUUCUGUACAUACUUAUUUCAUAUACAAAUAUUUAUGAUAUUUGUAUUUUAUCCAAUUGCUUGUUUAGUUUUGACAGUGGUUCAUAAGUCAUUUUAUUUAUAUAUGUGCCAAUGUUGUAUGUUAUAUGUUAUAUUAUUUUAAAACAUUAAUCAAAAUAUUUGACAUAACCACAUUUAUUGUAAUUUGGAGGCACAUUUCUGUGAGUUCUGUUGAUGUGGAGCUCUGUUAUACACUUAGACACACUAACAAUAUGGAACUCUUUGAAAAGAGGAUGUCAAAUUUAGAAGAAAAUGGAAGCUUAAGGGUAACACUCUUUCUGGGGGUAACCAAGGUAACUGGAGAAAUUAGAAAACCAAAAUUGAGUACCCUGGUUAAAACUUAACAUUUAUUGUUAUUGAUACAAAUUAAUAAAUAAAAAGGCAUUUUUAUAAUUGUGCAAAAGUGCUCAAAGUGAAUAUAAGAAACCAAGUCUAUAUACAAUAAGUUACAUUUUUCCUGUCCAGUGUCUAUCGAUCUACUCUUCUUUGUAUUCUUUCAGUAAGGUGUAUUGUCUCACUAAUAUCAAUAUAUUCUUACUACAGAAACAAAGUUCUUGAUUGUUUGUAAUAAUGCUCUGUUAUUCGUAGAUUGUUUGGGAAUACAUUUUGAUCUGUGCUCGUUUAGUAAGGUCUGCUGUCAGUUUUUCUUAUUUAUUUCUGUUAAUUUCAGAGAAAGUAAAUUUUACACAAGAGACAUAUAGUGUAAGGACAGAAAUUGUAGGAGAGAAAAUAUUAAUCUUAAGCAGUGGUAGUCAACCUUUUUCUUCCUACCGCCUACUAAUGCAUCUUUCUUGAUGGAAAAAUUUCCUUACCACCCACCAGUUUUCGCGCAAGUGCGGAAUAUUUUUUAGAAAGGAGGGCAUUUAAAAAAAUAAAUGUACGUACAUUUAUCUUUUUAUUUCUACUUAAUGCAUGUUUAUAAUGUUUUUAACUUUAUAAAGUUUAAUGAGAAAACAAAGUAAAUUGAAAUGACCUUUACUAGUGAUUAAUGAGAUCCUUGAGGUUGAUGCUGCGAGACUAAAUAUUUGCUAUCUGGUUCGAUUUUCGUAAGGAACAAACGAAGGUCUCCUCUUUCGGUGAUAUUCAGACGACUUCUCUGUUUGCGCAUAAUAUGAUUUCUCAUCUGUGCGUCAGCUCCCCUCCUUUCCCUCCUCAAUUCCCCUCCCCACCUUUUUUUUUUCUCCUUUUUUCUAUUUUUUAAUCUUACUUAUAGCAAUGCCCAGUAGGAAGGCUGAGCUAAGUAGCCCACUUACAGGCAGGCACACACAUACAUAAGACACAUACAUACAUACAUACGACACAUACAUACAUAAGACACACACACACGAUAUGCAUACAAACACAAAUUAUAUUUAAGUCACCCUCCUGUUUCCUACCUUUAAGGUGCAGGAGGGUGACAUUCCCUGGGGUCCAGUGGUGGAUCGGAGUUAGAGUUCCCACUCUGACUUCCUGGUCUUCCUCCCGCGCGUCUUUCCGUGUUAGCUGGGAGGAGUGACGUGUAGUCACUUCCUCCCAGCUCUGUGAUGUAAUCACAGGGGGCCCGGUCGCGCAGUUAAAGCGCCCAGUGCUGACCGGGCUCCCUCACAAUCCACUUCCAUCGGGUGGCCCUGACAGCAUGGGCCACCCGAUGGACCCCUUGCACGGGGCCGCAAUGGUGAUGGCAGUACCCGGUCGCAGGGGUACUGCCGGCUCGCACCCGCCCACCCAAUCUCUCCAAAUGAGGAAAUCCCUACCGCCCACCUCGAAUCCUGAAACGCCCAGGGCGGUAGGGACCAGGUUGAUUACCCAUGAUCUUAAGCUAUCAACCAGACAUAGCCUAUUAAAUUAUUUUCUUAAUGAUGUUACCAUAUCCCUCAGGGGAUCGGCAGUAUACUUGACUAAGAUAAUGCUAUAUCUAUAUGUGAAAGUCACUGUACUGACAAUACCGAUUGGGUCCUAAAAUAAUGAUCGGAUUGGUUUUCAGAUCUCCUGCAGUAUAGAUUAGUGUCAAGAGGAGGAAAGCCGGGCUACUGAGGACAGAGUUUAGAUACGUCUGUGCUUCCAAGGGCACCGAUCAUCAAUGAAAGCUCGGUAGAAAUGCUGGUUAGCCAUCUACUAAAUGGCUAUUUUCAUAUUAUUCCUCGGUGAGGUAAUGGUUCACAAAUCUUUGUGGAAUGUCUUUAACGGACCUUUCCUGAUCUAAUGAUAGUGGUCUUAGGAGCUGAUCUGUCCCGAACACCUUGACUACUUAGUUUCUCUCUUCUACUAAGCUAAAGCACAGAUAUAUUCUAGGUAGAAUAAAUGUAUGUAAGCUCGGAAUCCUGGCUAAAUGAACACGAAAUUCCUGCUCUAAUAAUAGUAGAUUUUAAAUAAAACUGUCUACCAGGAUCACAAAGAGCCUUUAAUGCGCACGUUUUGUCCACAGCUCAUCAAAGGGGAACCGAUGUGCGGAAACUAACCGAUUAUUUAAAAGAGGAGUGUGAAGUCUAACCGGAGGAAUUCAAAAAAGGUCAUUAUUGUCUUUGCCAAUCUGGUUUGUGGAUGGAAAGUCUCAAUUGAUUUAUUAGGUUAAUUGCUCGUAGUUGUAUUCACACAUGAGAAUUUCUGAUGUUGAUUUCAUUAACAUCAAAUGCAGCAACUUAUUUUGCAUUAUUUCUAAUAAGAUGCAUACUAGUGAAAUCUAGCAUAUUUGUUUUAAAGGGCCAUUCUAGGCACCCAGACCACUUCAGCUUAAUGAAGUGGUCUGGGUGCCAGGUCCAGUUAGGGUUAACCCAUUUUUUUUUUAUAAACAUAGCAGUUUCAGAAAAACUGCUAUGUUUAUAAAUGGGUUAAUCCAGCCCUCAAAUCCUCUAGUGGCUGUCUCACUGACAGCUGCUAGAGGCGCUUGUGUGCUUCUCACUGUGAAAAUCACAGUGAGAACACGCAAGCGUCCAUAGGAAAGCAUUCAGCCCAGGAGGAGGAGAGCUCCCCGCCCGGCGCUGGUGAAAGGUAAGAUUUAACCCCUUCCUCUCCCCAGAGCCCGGCGGGAGUGAGACCCUGAGGGUGGGGGCACUCUCAGGGCACUAUAGUGCCAGGAAAACGAGUAUGUUUUCCUGGCACUAUAGUGGUCCUUUAAGUCGUUCAAUGUGUCCAUGUUGUCUGUCAAUAUGUAUAAACUAAUUUGUUACAUUGCAUUUAUGUGUUCAUUGAUACUAUAAGAUACUAUGUAUUCCCUUUAUGUUAAGUAUUGAACUUGUCAAGUUUGUCUGUAAUGCUUAUUUCUAUUUUUUUUUCUCCAUUAUGCCAGACUUGUUGAGAUGAGUUACAAAUUGUCAGUGAUUAUGUUGAUUAAUGGUAAAGAAUCUGCAAUUUCACAGAUAAUUGGGGUUAUUGUCCCAACUUUCGAUGUUAAUAGUAGAAGGAAAUGAUCAUAUUUGCUGUAGGUGGAAAUUCCUGCAAUACAGUGGAACAGAACCAAUUAAUCUAAGUGUAAGCAAACAGACUCUGUUUUUGAGUAUCACAAUUUUUCAACAUUAGAAUUAUGCAUACUAAAAAAUUGUUUCUUACUAGAAUGUCAAUAAUUCCUUAUUUUUAUUGGAAUUCUUUGAUGCUCAAUUUUGAUUCUUUUGAUUUUCAGUCAAUGCUCAAUUUCAUACAUUUCAAGAUUUUAUACUUGGUUUGAAAUAUUAGAUAUUUUCUGAAUUAAUGCAUAUUAAUGCCAGAUGUCAUGGGGAUUCGUCUUUCUUAGUUUGAAAGAUUUACUUAACUAUAGUCACUGUGUAUACUGUGUAUUUGCUCUAUGUUUGAUGUGAGACCAUUUCAAGUACUUAUUUUCGAUUUUGUCUCCUCUAUUGGAGACUUGUUAUAGUGGGUUAAAAAUCCUAAGUGACUAUAUUUGUUUGUAAGUUUGCAGUUUUAUACAUAGUUGGAAUUAGUGUUGCGGCAUUGAUUGUUGAGGAUAGAAGAAAGGCUAACCUCAAUUACUGUAAGUGUAAGUUUCUGCAAUGUAGUGAGUCUAGAUCAAAUCAAUCUAAGUGAAAACUAACAAACUCUGUUGAAUGUUUCGGUUUCUUUUAAACCCGUUUUUAUUUGAGGAAGAUUGACUUAACUAUGGUCUCUAUAUUUUUAAGUUGUUAUAGUGUAAUGAAUGUUUAUAAGGUUUUCAAGUAUUAAUUGAGAUUGUUACCUAGCUUUAAUAUAUGCUAAGAACAGUUGUUUGAAAAAAAUAAAAGGGGGGUGGGGGGAGAAGAAGAGGAGGGGGGAAAGUGGUGAAGAGAGAAAAAAAAAUGCCCUUCAUCACUGUGUAUUCCAAGUUAUACACACUGGGAAGUUGGAAUUAAAUCAUUCGAGAGUUGCAUAAGUAUGAUAAACGUUACAAUUGAGUGAAGUUGAAGGUUAGUGAUAAUCAUUGUUCUUACUAGGUUUGUUUGUAAAAGUCAUUUGUCUUUCACUAUGGUUUCCUAAAUUGAUUAUGGAAUGCCUAAUGAGCGCAAUUAAUAUUGUGCGCAUAAAGUCCGAAACUUGAUUGAGUUUUGGGGAAUUAUACAUGCUUAAGGAUGGUUUUAUAUAAUACUAACCAUUAUCUCUUAUUAUUGUUAGAGUUCAUAGUUCCAGUGCAUUUAUAUAGAUCUCGUAUCUUUCUCCAAGGUCAUUUCAAUGCGAAACAAAGCUUAAUACUUGGUUUCAACUAGUUGGAUAUUAAUCCCAGGUUAAUGCAUAUUUAUGCCAGAUGUUAUGGAGACCCGUUUUCUUUAUGAGGAAGAUUGACUUAAAGGACCACUAUAGGCACCCAGACCACUUCAGCUCUGGGUGCCUGGUCCAGGUAGGUUUAACCCUUUUUUUUUUCUAUAAACUUUUGAGAGAAACUGCUAUGUUUAUAUUGGGGUUAAUCCAGCCUCUAGUGGCUGUCUCAUUGACAGCUGCUAGAGGCGCUUGCGUGCUUCUCACUGUGAAAAUCACAGUGAGUAGACGCCAGCGCCCAUAGGAAAGCAUUUAUAAUGCUUUCCUAUGAGACUGGCUGCCCGCGCGGCUCUUGCCGCGCAUGCGCAUUCAGAGGAGGAGGAGAGCUCCCUGCCUGGCGCUGGAGAAAGAGGUAAGUUUAACCCCUUCCAACCCAUAAAGCCCGGCGGGUGGGGCACCCUCAGGGCCCUAUAGUGCCAGGAAAACGAGUAUGUUCUAUGGUCUCUAUUUUUAGGUUGUUAUAGUGCAGUGAGUGUUGGUUUAUAAAGUUUUCAGGUAUUAAUUGAAAUUGUUACCUAGCCAUAAUAUGUGCUAAGAACAGUUGUUUGAAAAAAAGGUGGAAGAAGGGGGAGGGGGAGAGAGAAAAUGAUCAUCAACACUGUGUGUUUCAAGUUAUAAACACUGUAAAGUUGGAACUAAAUUAUUCUGGAAUUGCAUAAGUAUGAUUGUCAUAGACAUGACAAUUAAGUGAAGUUGUAGGUGGAUCAAUGUUAGUGAUAAUCGGUGUCCUACUGAGUUUGUUGUUUGUAAAAUACAUUUGUCUUUCACUAUGGUUUCCUAAGUUAAUUAUGGAAUGCCUAAUCUUAGUCUAGGCUGCCUUGAGAAAUUUUAUCAUUCUGGAAAAUAGAAAUAUUUUAACAUAAUUUAAUACUAGACUCAUUGAUGUAUGAAAGGGGUAAAAUUAAAUUCCUCGUUGAGGCCUCCAGGUGUUUGUGUCUGGAAUUCAUAAAUCAAUUUAGACUCUUUCCGUAGUAACAUCAAAUUGAAAUUACCUUUCCUAGAGUUAAAAAUAACCUGUUAUAGGGCGUGGAAGGUUAAACGGUUUGGAUUUCCAUCAUGGGAGUAGUAAAGUUGAAGUUUUUAACGCAAUUUACGUGUUGUUAAAUUUGUCUCCUUAAUUCCUGAUAUGUUUUGCCUAUAUAUUGCAGUGCACACAAGCAAGUAAAAAUGUAAACCGGUGUGGAACUGUAAUUCAUGAAAUGGUAAAUUCUGAAGUCGUUCUUAGUUCUUUCACUUUUUACUGAUUUAGAUGGUUUGACAAAGUUGCAGGCUUUGCAGUGGCCACAUCUGUAUACCCCCAUUGUUUUGGUAAGCCAACUUAGUGGCAAGGGUUUCCUUUCUAAAUGGCUAUGCAUAAGCAUGUCUCUAAGACUUCUAGACCUGCAAGCUGUAGUAUUGGGGUAUUCUAUUGUUUUUGGGUCAAUGUCUGUGUCAUAUUGUAGAAUUGGCCAGUGUUGGGAAUUUUUUAAAUUUUGAAAAAAAUUUUUUUUAUGGGUUCCCAGUGUAGGUCGAAUGUUACAAUACAUCUGGUUUGAAGGUAUAGGUCUAGUUGACCAUAAGCUUGUUCCUCUAUCUUGUGUCAGGGACCUUUUAAAUGCUCUUUUCAGGAUUCUGUUUGGAUAACCUUUAUCCUUGAAUCUGGUUCUUAGUUUAUUUGCCCCUACUAAGAAAGGCUCCUCAUUUGAGCAAUUUCUUCUGGCUCUAACAUACUUUCCGUAAGAUAUACCUGCUUUUAAUCGAUACGGAUGAAAGCUUUGCCAAUGUAAGAGACUGUUUGAUGCUGUACUUUUUCGGAAGAACUCAGUCUCUAUUGAUCCAUCCAUAUUUAAAGGACCACUCUAGGCACCUGACCACUUAAGCUUAAUGAAGUGGUCUGGGUGCCAGGUCCAGCUAGGGUUAACCCAUUUUUUCAUAAACAUAGUUUCAGAGAAACUGCUAUGUUUAUGAAUGGGUUAAGCCUUCCCCUAUUUCCUCUAGCGGCUGUCUCAUUGACAGCCGCUAGAGGCGCUUGCGUGCUUCUCAUUGUGAUUUUCCUAGGAAAGCAUUAUGAAUGCUUUCCUAUGUGACCGGCUGAAUGCGCACGCUGCGAGGAGGAUCGGAGGAGGAGAGCUCUCUGUCCAGCGCUGGAAAAAGGUAAGAUUUUACCCCUUUCCCCCUUCCAGAGCCGGGCGGGAGGGGGACCCCGAGGGUGGGGGCACUAUAGUGCCAGAAAAGAGUAUGUUUUCCUGGCACUAUAGUGGUCCUUUAAUAAAAUCCUCAGAUCUAGGAAUUCCAACUGUCUUUUGUGGAUCAUGUAGGUAAGUCGUAGUCCAGUUUGGUUGUUCUUUAGUUCUUGGAUCAUGUUAUUGAAAUCUGUAUCUGAUCCAGUCCAAAAUAAUAGGACAUCAUCAAUGUAUCUUGACCAUUUGUGGAUGAAUCGAUCGUAUUUGCUCUUUAUUUCUUUUAGUAUCGUUUCUUCCCACCAGCCUAGAUAGAGGUUUGCGUAGCUUGGGGCACAAGCUGUGCCCUGUAAUUGGAGAUAUUUGCCAUCAAAAACAAAAAAAAAUGUGAGAAUAAACUCCAAAAGUUGUAAUGAGUUCAAUUUGUUCAGAGUUAAAUUUUGUAGAUUUGUUUAAAAAGUAUGAUGUACCCCAAAACCCUUGUCAUGGGGGAUAUUUUUAAUUAAAGAUACAUCGAGACUUGCCAACAGUGUAUAUGGUGGAACAAUUAGGUUUUCCAAUAUCAAAAGUGCUUGCUUGGUGUCCGGGACAUAUGAGUCCAGAUUGAUCACAAGCAGAUGAAGCAGUUUUUCCAGGAAUUUGCUCUCUCUCUCCAUUAGUGAAUUGUUACCGGAGAUGAAUGGUCUACCGGGGGGGGGGGGUCAGUGAGACAUUUGUGGACCUUCGGUAGGCAGUAGAAGGUGGCAAUAGUAGGAUUGAUGUUUGGAAUUAUGAAUUGAUAUUCUUCAUUUUUUAUUAGGUUUUUCUCUACUGCCAUUAUUAUUGUUGUUGUUGUUGUUAUUGCCAUUUAUAUAGCACCAAGAGAUUCCGUAGCACUUUACAAUAUUAUGAGAGGUGAGAUUUAACUAUAAAUAGGACAAUUAAAAGAAAACUUUUAGGAACGAUAGGUUGGAGAGGACCCUGCUCAAACGAUCUUAUAUUCUAUAGGGCAUGAUUAGCAAUGAUCUUAAAGGGACACUCCAGGCACCCAGACCACUUCUGCCCAUUGGAGUGGUCUGGGUGCCAACUCCCACUACCCUUAACCCUGCAACUGUAAAUAUUGCAGUUUUCAUAAACUGCAAUAUUUACAUUGCAGGGUUAACUCCUCCUCUAGUGGCUGUAUACUAGACAGCCACUUGAGGGCACUUCCUGGUUUAUAGCACAUAUUUUCUGUGCUAUAGCGUCGCUGGAUGUCCUCACGCUAUGUGAUGACCUCCAGCGUCACUGAAAUCCCCAUAGGAAAGCAUUGAAAGCAUUUUUUGAAUGCUUUCCUAUGGGGAAACAGUGUUUUCCUGGCACUGGAGUGUCCCUUUAACUCAGACAGGAACAGUUUAAUAGGCUCCCGAAGUAGUCUUUUGAAUUGGGUUUCGUCUUCCAGAUGUUUCAUGCACAUUUUUACAUAUUUUUCUUGGUCCAUGAUGACUACAUUUCCUCCUUUGUUUGAGGGUUUAAUCACUAGGUCUUUAUUUUUGCUUAAGUCCAUUACUGCUUUUCUUUCUCCCUUUGAUAGAUUGUCCUUAGGAUUAUCAAAUGGUGGAAGUGAUUCUAUGGAUUUGAUGGUCAUCUGUACGAAGAGAUCUACACUAGAUAUGUCUUAAAAAUGUGGAGUUUACCAACUUUCAGGUUUACAAUCAGUUAAAGGAACACUAUAGUCACCUAAAUAACUUUAGCUAAAUAAAGCAGUUUUAGUGUAUAGAUCAUUCCCCCUGCAAUUUCACUGCUCAAUUCACUGCCGUUUAGGAGUUAAAUCACUUUGUUUCUGUUUAUGCACCCCUAGCCGCACCUCCCCUGGCUAUGAUUGACAGCGCCUGCAUGAAAAAAAAAAACUUUCACUUUCAAACAGAUGUAAUUUACCUUAAAUAAUUGUAUCUCAAUCUCUAAAUUGAACUUUAAUCACAUACAGGAGGCUCUUGCAGGGUCUAGCAAGCUAUUAACAUAGCAGGGGAUAAGAAAAUCUUAAUUAAACAGAACUUGCAAUAAAGAAAGCCUAAAUAGGGCUCUGUUUACAGGAAGUGUUUAUGGAAGGCUGUGCAAGUCACAUGCAGGGAGGUGUGACUAGGGUUCAUAAACAAAGGGAUUUAACUCCUAAAUGGCAGAGGAUUGAGCAGAGAGGCUGCAGGGGCUAGUUCUAUACAUUAAAACUGCUUCAUUAAGCUAAAGUUGUUCAGGUGACUAUAGUGUCCCUUUAAGGGUUGGUCUGUGUCUUGUUCAUUUAGAAGUGACAGCAUAGUUUGUAGGUGUUGGUGGUCUUCGUACGUCAGACCUAGUUCCUUCGCUAGUUUGUCUUUCUUUUUAUGUAUUGCACUUAGGGCUAAUUUUUGUCCAAACAAAUUUGUGUCUUUAACCCAAUUGAAUGUGUCUGUUUUGGGAGAGAGAAUGAACGAUAGAUCUUUGCUUAAUAGGGAGAUAUGUUUAUUUUUAAGGCAAAAAGUUGAAAGGUUUAUUAUUAAAUUAUCUUCUGUGUUAUUGUUAGCCCUUAGUUUUUGUACCCUUCUUUGUUUGUUUUGUACCCCCAUCUCUUCCUGUCCAUGAGUUUUCCUCCUUGAGGGAGAGGCCAUUCCUGUUCUAAAAAAGAUGGUACAGAUGAGUAGGAUGUAGAUUGGGUUUGUGAAUUAUUGGUAGUAGUGAUGGUUGAACUCAAGUAUUGUGUAUCAGGAAAUGAUACCUUUUUUCCCUGUGGUUUUCAAUAUGCCUUUUCUUCCAUGUCUUGUGUAGUUGGUAGUUUUGAAAGUUUCCCUGCCACGUCUUUGAAAAGAGGGGCAGGGAUUUGGGCCCAAAAUAGGCACUGUCCUUUGUAAAUAAUGACGCUUGGGAGUUAAGCACCCAGAUGCUGCCAACGAAGCAAGCGUGACGUUUCAUAGAGGAGGUAUGUCCUGAUUGAGUAUGUGUCUCCAAGCAGGACAAAUUAAAUAAGUGCGCGUGUGCAGACCAUGUGAUGACAUACAGGAAAGAAAAAAGGGUAAUAGGCGCUCACUAUAGAAAUUAGUGAAUAAGCAGCAGUAUACAAAACAAGAAUUCACAAAACCUUGUGAAUAGAUAAAAAAAAGGGGGGGGAGGGAACGUAAACCGCGCUGUUAUAAGUAUAAAUAGUACAUACAUAUAAUUGUAGAUGAUUCCAAUGAGUCAGAAACCUUGGAAUAAAAUAGAAAAAAUUAUCGUGCAAUACAGUAAAAAUAUAUAACAUGAAGUGGUGAUUAUAACUUUAACUCAAUCCACUCACAUUUGUAUGAACUAUAACAGAGCUCAGCUGUGAUGCGCUUGGACGGUACGAUCCCCGUCUCAGGAUAUGUUGUUCUUGUUGGUCCAAAUAUUUCAAAGUGCAGUAUGCGUAGUAAAGAGAAAUAGCAGCCAAUAGUGAAGUAAGUACUAAUGAUGGAGCUUAUAAUAAAUAGUAAUGUACAAUUUUUUGCGCAUAAAACUUGCUCUAGUAUAGACAGCUUAGGUGGUAUAAUCCCCACCAAGGAUAUACAGAAUCCAGGAAGAAAAAAAAUGAAUAUAAAAGUAUCUAUUAAAAAGUAUACUUUAAUAUAAACAAAACAUAGUAUAAAACAUAAAAAUUAUAUAAAAAUGUAAAGGAGAGUCCCACUUAAUGCGUUUCACCUGGUAGGCUUCUUCAGAAGUGUGAUGACAUAGUAGAAUUGGAUUGUAGGUGAGCUGAAUUAUGACCUUACCACAAAUAAAAAAAAAAAUAAAAAAAUAAAAAAAGCAUCACGUGAAAAAAAGUUCAAUACCAGUUAUAGAUAAUUUUGAAAGUUCAGUGGUUUUACUUUCUAGAGAAGUAGUAAUUUUCUAUCUGUCUGGUCAGACUAUUGUUCUCUUAAUAUAUAUAUAUAUAUAUAUAUAUAUAUAUAUAUAUAUAUAUAUAAUGUUAUUUAAAAUUUCUGCCCUUUUCUGGUCUUGAUUAAAUAACAUGCACAUCUUUGUUUUCCGUGUACCUACACUUUUUUAUUUUUUAUUUUAUGUAUUUAAAUGUUUUAGGUUGGUUUUGCUCUUUGGCUAUCAUUUUCUAGUUUAGCCAUUCUUAUUGCCUUUUUGCAUGCAUUGUAUUCUAUAUAUGUCUUAUAGGAUUCCUCUGAUUUUUUAUUUUUAUUUUUUUUAAUGCCCUUUUUACAUUUUUAAUAUCUUGGUUUACUUUACCACUAAGCCUCAUUGAUUUUAAUUUGUUUCUUUUAUAUUUAUUACCCAAUGGUAAAUACUGAGACAAGCACCUUUCUAAUAUUUGUUUAAAGAUAUUCCAUUUAUUCUUAGUGUCUUUUUUUUUCUUUUCACUAAAGAGUUCAUUCCAGCUUAUAGGUUGUAAAGCUGACCAUAUCUUAUUGAAAUAGUUUUUUUACAUGUACUUUUGCUUUAAGUUGAUUUCAAAAGGUCAUAUUGUGAUCACUAUUUCACAAGUGCUCCCCUACUUGAAUGUUGGUCAAAAUAUAAACAUUGUUUGUUACAACCACAUUCAGACAAGUGUCCUUUCUAGUUGUUGGGACAUGCAGGUGUCAUUUAACACAUUCAAAACCCUAAUUCCCGUUGCUCAACUGCUAGUCCCUGUACCCAGUUUAUUUCCAGGUAAUUAAAAUCUCCAAUAAUUAAUGCUAUCCCCAUUUGCUAUAACAACUGUUAUUCCUUACCAAUAUUAACAUUAGGUGGUUUCUAAUUUAUCUCAACCAAUAAUUGAUUUCCCUUUUUUGCCCCAAGCAGUUAUCUACCCAUAAACUUCCAUGUUUUCCGCAACAAAAAGUUGACUUCAUUUCAUGGUUGACAUAUAAACAUACCCCACCACCUUUCCUGUUUUUUUUAAUAUCCUUCCUAAAUAAGUUAACUGCCCAGUCCUGUGUCUCACCUCACCAUGCUACUGUUAUACCUAUUAAGCCACAUUGCUCAGUAUAUGCUACUGCCUCUAGUUCUGCCAUUUUGUUAUUUAUUUGUAUUUGUAAGCAUAUAUUUAAUUUUAUUAUAAGUCACUUUUAUUGUGACUUCUUAUUACUAUUACAUACCUCCUCUGUUCUGAUCUUUCCCCUUCUGUAUCUCAACCCCUUGUGCUGAGCUAAAGCCCAUUUCCUGUUUGUCCUAUCUCUAUUUUGUAGAUUUGUGUCAAGAUAGUGUUCUUUUAAUAAAACCGAGGUUCACCUAUUUUCAGGACUUAGCUCCUUAAGUAUUCGUGGAUGAAUACCGUCAGGCCCUGGGACUUUGUUUAUACUAACUUUCUUUAGUUGCUGCAUCACCUUGUCUUGAGUCACCCAGUCACAAUUUGUCUGCAAGCAUUUUUCAGCAAUAAUUUGCAUAUCUCUUCCCAUAGGAUCUUUCCUAAUAUAUUCUGAGGAAAAAUAGUUAUUUAAAAUGUUUGCCUUUUCCUGGUCUUCAUUAACUAACGCACAUAUGUUUUUCAGUGUACCUACACUUUCAAAAUGAGUCAGAUUGUAUCCCUUUUACAGCUUGUAUAAGUAGUCACAGAGUUUUACUCGCUGUAUAGUCUCCAUUUACUCCUGCUGUUCAUAUUAUAUUUUUUUUUCUUUUUCUUUUUUUUAUAUAUUUUUAUUUUAGAUUUAUUUAUUAAAAGUUACUUUUCAAUCUACAAUCUUCUCAGUAAAUCAUACACAGGUAGAAUGGCAUUUGUUUCUUUUUUUGUUUAUUCUCUAUCAGAUUGUAUCCCUAAAUAGGGAAUUAGUCAAUUCAUUGCUGAUUAGCACACUUAUUGGGAUUUUCCUAAACUGAUUGCCAGAUAUUUCUAGAUAAAGAUAAAUAAUUUAGUUAAAUUAAACAAAAACAAAAAAGUUUAUUGGUUAUCGUAGCAAUAAUGUUAAAUAUUAAUAAAUCCCCCUAAUCAAGGUUGGAUUAAUGCCUAAGUGGUGAUGGUGUAUUAAAUAUAAUUGGAGAUACUCUAAGCAGCAACCGUUCAAGAGAUCAUUGAAUGUAGGUAAUUCACUGCUUGGUAGAACAACCUUUACAUAUCACAUAAAUAUGGACAUACAUAGUUAUCCAAAGGAUCAGUGGGUACCUAUGAGAACAUAAGUGAGUACAAUAGACUUUAUGUUAAAGCUCAAUAAGAUGAAAUACUAUAUGUACUGCCGAUCUUAAACCCACUCUAGAAGUUCUGUAGGUAAAGUAAUUACUGGAACUUGUUGUAUAGCUCAGUUAAAACCUGGCAGGGUCACUCUAUGGAUGUCCUACUAGUCUGCUUAAAAUACACAGAAAAUAAACUGCUAUCUGGUAUGUGAUUCCAUAACCAGAUGUUUUCUAUAUACAAAUAUUUAUAAAGAACGGUUUAGGAGAUUGACCGUAAUGUUAUCAUAUAACUAUGAACAAAAGGGUAUCACUGAAACCAUUGAUACAUUCAAAUCAAUCUGUUAACCAAAAAAAUACAUAGAGUGAAUUACAGUACGCAAUGCCGAUCAGCAGUGAAACACCAGAGUUAACAAGUGAAAAGAAUACUUUGUAUCCAUUCCAUUUUUUGUUAAGGCUUAGGUGUUACUCCCAUCAAUUUGUGUUCCCUUCUAUAAUUGGCUUGUUCCUUCUUUCAUUUUUACCUACACUUUGAUUUUUAUUAAAUUUUUUAGAACUUGUUUACCAAAAAUAAUUUUUUUUGUGCUGGAUUUACUUUCUUUCGCUAUUACUUUCUAAUUUUCUAGUUUAGUUCAUUUAUUCUCCUUGGCAUGCUUUAUUGGCCUCCUUAUAUGUUUUAUAGAAUGCCUCUGAUUAGAUUGAAAAACCCCUUUUCUUAUUUGUAAUUUAUUGGUUUACCUUCCCGCUAAGCCAGAUUUGUUUCAAUUUCCUUAUUUGAUAUUAUCAGUACAUAAUGAGAAAAGUGUACCUUUCUGUUAAUUGUUUGAAAGAGAUCCUAUUUAUCCUCAGUGUUUUUUUUUGUUUGUUUUGUUUUUUGUUUACUAAAGCGUAUAUGCCAGUCAGUUGAUAGAUGAAGUCACUAGGCUCCACAUUAUCAUUGUACAUACAUAAGUGUAAAAUGGGGAAGAGAAUAUCAUGCAAGUUAACAGGAUCUUCCACAGGUCUUCUCAUGCUUGUAUAAUGAGAUAUAGGUUUCUAUUGCCCAUAGUGCAAGAAGAUGCAAGUUCCAAUCCUCUGUCUCGAGUGAAGGUUGAUGAGAAUUGGCAAGACUCGACCAGCAUAAGAUGAUUUAAAGUGUCACUUUCUGACCUAGUUUGAAUGUUUUGUGCAUAAGGCACAAUAUUCCUUACUUAGUCUUUUAAUAUCUUUUGACAAUUGGAGUUUCAGUGAUUUUGCAGAACAUUUAUAUAUGUAUUGAAAAACUAAUAAUUAGCCAUUUCCCAUUAAACUAAUGCAUUUAUUUAUUUUAAUGGAAAAUAAAUCUAAUAAAUGACUCUAUAGGCAUCCAGACCACUUUGUUUCAAUGAGGUUAUCUGGGUGCCAUGUCCACCCGUUUUAACCCUACAGCUGAAAACAUUACAUGUAUAAUGUGUUUUCAUUGCAGCAUUUGAAUGCCUCUAGUGACUGUCACCCAGACAGCCACUAGAAGUGCCUCCACUGAAAAAGUAGAGUAGAACUCAGCUGUUUCUAGCAGAUGGUCUUAAAGAGACAGUCUGGUGCAGUGCAACCUUUUGCCAUACAUGUCCACUAGCCUCCCAGUGCUUCCCUAUGGGAAAGCAUUUUCUUGAUUGAGAUCAUUGAUCUCAAUAUUAUCAGCCAAGGAAGGGCGCCAGCAGCGGGGACCUGUACUGCGAGAGAGAAAAGGUAAGUAAAGUUACCUUUAAUACUCCCUGCAGCAUUGUAUUCCUUUAGCAUUAGUAAUCCAAAUAUUAUUGCAAUUACUCGUAUGUGCUCAUACGAAAAUAAAUUAUCAUUGACUUUAUUUAAUACAGAUAUAAAAAAAAGAGCAUGUGCUUUAAGUUUAUACAUGCUUUAGUCUUUCUGAUCUCUACUGCACUUUACAGUCUGUACUGCAGCUAAAUAACCACAGGUUAUACAGGUCUAGUAGUCUGUUCGUAGGACAUGCAAUAAAUAGAACAAGUAAAAUUCCCUUGAAAUAAUUUGAGAAUUGUUUUAAUUAAUUUUUAUAUGCUUAUAUGUAUUACAUUUUUAGAAAACAAUGCAUUCGUUCUCUUUACACUUCUAAAUACCUUUUUAAAAGUUUACAUGUGUCCGCUUUAAAUACCUGUAAGAUUCCUUUGGUUUUAUUAGAUUGCUUUAACUAUUUUCACUUUUGAUUUCUUUUUAGGUUGAACGAAUUGUUGACAAAAGGAAAAAUAAAAAAGGAAAAGUAGAAUACUUGGUACACUGGAAAGGAUAUGACAGUGGUGAUGAUACUUGGGAACCAGAGCAGCAUUUGGUUAACUGUGAGGAAUAUAUCCAUGAAUUCAACCGAAGACACAAUGAAAAGCCAAAAGACAACAGUACAAUCACAAGAGCAAACAGGACAUCUCCAAAUAAUGCCAGAAAACAAAUUUCUAGGUCAACCUAUAGUUCAUUUUCAAAGACUUCUCCAAAGUCAUUGACAUUUGGUAAAGACAAUGACUCAAAAAAUAACCAACUUCUUAGUAUUAGUCCAAAAUUACGCAAGAGUCCUUCUCAAGCUAUUCCAGUAAGAAAAAACAUGGACCUUUCUAGAUCUGGUAUUAAAAUACUUGUGCCUAAAAGUCCAAUUAAAAGUAGGAUCUCUGAUGGCUUUCAAAAUGACAGUACAGAAAAAUUAAAUCAUCUUGAACAAGAACAAGACUCUGUAGCGCCUGAGGUAACAGCUGAGAAACCAGUAGGUGCUUUACUAGGACCUGGUGCUGAAAGAGCUCGAAUGGGAAGCAGGCCAAGACCACAGUCAUUAGUACCACAAAUUCAUAUGCCACUGACCGUGACUGCAUCAUCCGCUUUAGCGAUAAACGGGAAAGGUAAGAGAUUGUCACAUCGUAUUUAUUAUGCUUUGUCAGAUUCCCCUUUUUUGUCUAAUUUUGCAAUCCCUUCAUUCACGAGAUUACCUCUGUAAAGUUUCAAAGUGAGAUGCGACAAUUAUUUAAAAAAAAAAAAAGAGAAAAUUUAAAGUCCUUUGAUUUCUUGUGUUUCUAAUUGUUUUGAUUGGAGAUGAAUAAAGCAGUAAGGUUAUUCACUUGUUAUAAUAUAAAUAAAAUGGGCAGGUCAAUUAAGUAAGCAAAGUAAAUAUUUAUAAUAUCAAAUCUUAACCCCUUAAGGACCGAGGACGGUUCAGGACCGUCAUCGGCAUUUUUGCGUUGCCGACCGAUGACGGUCCUGAACCGUCCUAACGGUCAGAGCUACUUACCUGAUCGCCGUCGUUCCCCCGGCGGCGAUCAGCGUGGCUCCGGUUGUGGGGAGACUGCCUGCAGCCCAGACAGUCUCCCCGCGGCAGAUUAGGACCCCUGUGGCCAUGUGAUCGCUUAACACAGCGAUCACAUGGUCACAAUAGGUGUCCAUGUGUCUGCCUGCAGGGGGACUGCCUGUGCUGACAGGCAGUCUCCCUGCUAGUGUAAAAUCAAUUAAAAAAAUAAAGUUAGUGUUAAUAAAAAAAAAUAAAAAUAAUUAUAUAUGUGUAUAUAUGAUAUAUAGACAUAUAUUAUACCUAUAUAAUAUAUGUCUAUAUAUCAUAUAUAUAAUGUCAUACUAAGUGUAUUUUUAUAUUAAUAUGUACUUAUAUUAAUAUAAAAAUACACUUAUAAUUAAAUUACACACGUAUAUAUAUAAUAUAUAUAAUAACUAUAUAUAUUGUAUAUAUAUAUUAUUAUAAAAUAUAAAUAAUAAGUAAUUUAAAUUAAAUAAUUUUUUUUUAAAUAAUAAUAAAAAAUUUUAAAAAAAUUAUAUAGCUAUAUGAAAUUUUAUUCUAACUGUAUUUUAAAAUUAAUAUAUAUAUAUUUAUAUCAAAAUACACUUAGAAUGAAUUUGUAUAUAUAUCUAUGUAUAUAAAAAUAAAUAAAAAUAAGAAAUAUACAUACGUCCAUAUACAAAAUUACAUAAAUAAUUAUAUAAAUAUACACGUAGACUUCAAAUAUAUAAAUAUGCAUAUAUAUUUAAAUUCUACGUGCGUAUUUAUGUAAUAUUUUUACAUAAUUCAGUAAUUUUAUUGAUUGCAAUUUGAGGGACCUGCCUGCCAACCCAGGCCGAAAUUCCAGAGAAUUUAAUUUGCUAGCACUGUAUUUUACCCUGUAACGUUCUACGACACCCUAAAACCUGUACAUGGGGGGUACUGUUUUACUCGGGAGACUUCGCUGAACACAAAUAUUAGUGAUUCAAAACAGUAAAACAUAUCACAGCGAUGAUAUUGUCAGUGAAAGUGACUUUUUUUGCAUUUUUCACACACAAACAGCACUUUUACUGAUGAUAUAAUUGUUGUGAUACGUUUUCCAGUUUUUAAACACUAAUAUUUGUGUUCAGCGAUGUCUCCCGAGUAAAACAGUACCCCCCAUGUACAGGUUUUAUAGCAUUUUUGAAAGUUACAAGGUCAAAUAUAUGGGUCAAAUAUUUUUACAUUGAAAAUGGCCAGGUUGGUUACGUUGCCUUUGAGAGCGUAUGGUAGCCCAGGAAUGAGAAUUACCCCCAUGAUGGCAUACCAUUUGCAAAAGAAGACAACCCAAGGUAUUGCAAAUGGGGUAUGUCCAGUCUUUUUUAGUAACCACUUGGUCACAAACACUGGCCAAAAUUAGCGUUCAAUUUAGUUUUUUUACUUUUUUCACACACAAACAAAUAUGAAUGCUUACUUUGGCCAGUGUUUUCGACUAAGUGGCUACUAAAAAAGACUGGACAUACCCCAUAUUGAAUACCCUGGGUUGUCUACUUUAAAAAAAAUAUGUACAUGUGGGUGUUAUUCAGAGAUUUAUGACAGAUAAUAGUGUUACAAUGUCACUAUUGAUAAAUUUUAAAAUGUAUGUUUUGAAACCGCAAUAUCCUACUUGUACCUAUAGCCCUAUAACAUGCAAAAAAAAGCAAAAAAGCACGUAAACACUAGGUAUUUUUAAACUCAGGACACAAUUUUGAAUCUAUUUAGCAGUUUUUUUCAUUCGCUUUUGUAGAUGAGUAAAAGAUUUUUCAAGUAAAAGUCAAAAAACAUGUAUUUUUUUCAAUUUUUCAUCAGAUUUUUGUAUUUUUUUUAAAUUAAAAUACAUGAGAUUAUAUAAAUAAUGGUAUGUAAAGAAAGCCCAUUUUGUCCUGAAAAAAACAAUAUAUAAUUUGUAUGGGAACAGUAAAUAAGAAAGCGGAAAAUUACAGCCAAACACAAACACCACAAAAGUGUAAAAAUAUGCCUGGUCGCAAAUGUACAACAUCGCAAAAACAGUCCAGUCCUUAAGGGGUUAAUAUUGUUUGUCUUUUUAUACUUGCAAUGAUAUUAAAACUUUCUCCAGAGUAUAAUACUCCAAAUCUUGAGUCCGUCUUAGAGAUCUAAAAUGCAAUUAUGCACUAGCAGGUCUUAAUAUUUUUCCUGCGCACGACAAAAAGGCAGAACUACCUUAUGUCAAUCCUCUGUGUAUGGCAGGCGUUCCAGCAGUCCCGAUUUCAGCCUGACAGUCAUGAUUCUGGAUCCUGUCCUGCUUCAGUUCCCUGGUGUCCCGUAACAAAGGAUACCAGGAAGUUGUCUCCUGGCAGCACAGUUCUCAUGCGUCAUUAGAUUUCCUUGCAUUGUGCAGUGGGUCCUAGAACCAUGCAGGAAGCACUUCAACAGUGCUCCCUGCAUGGUCCUCACAGGUGGUUGCCAGCCAGAUAACAUGUCAAUGGGCAGACCUGCCUCUUGCUGAUGAGCAUCACCGGUGUCGCAGGUGACAUCACUUAUAAUGGCCCUGCCCACUGUGUCCAGAUUCCAUUCCCCCCCUAUUGUUGGGAGUUAAGUCUGUAGAGGAUCCUGCAGUGGCCAUGAGUGAUAAGUUCUGGUAAUAUCACUUGCCUUCCCCUGCACCCCUUGGAAACUCUACAUCCAGCGACAGUCACCGGCAAGGGACAAAGUUUACGUAUAUGUUGGCAUUUAUAGUUCCCUGAAUGAACUGUAGCUCCACAGUGCCGGCAUCACUCAUGCAGGCAGACCAUGAAACUUGCUUGACUGUAGGUAAGACACUUGUCUUUGUACUCCUCACUGGCAGAAUUAAAAGUUAAUCCAGCACGCAGAACUGUGUCACACCUAGGACUUAGUAUAACGUGUAACGGCACCCCGGGCAUAAAAGGGGUUAAACGCCGUUUAGGAGAUAUUCCCUUCCAGAUAUACAGGCAGCUACUGUAGACACCAAUCCACCAAACUGGAGAAGCAUAUGAAUGCUCUCAAACAUACGAAUACUAUAAACAGCCGAAUAGGAAAAAAACAUACGAAAGGUUUACACUCCUAGCAGUUGAACUGGAAUAGCAUACAAUAAAUCCCCCCCCAAGAACGAGAUGAAUCUCCGUGUUGAGGGUCAAACAGUGAUCAGACAGAGCUGUGGGUUUAUUGUUGUUAUAUACACAUUAUCACACAUUAGUACCACCCACAGGGUUUUGGAAAACAGCCAAUAAACACGUACAAUACACUCAGACACUCCCACACAAAAUCCUCCCCUCUGCCUUUGAUACAAUUACCUUACACAAUGGGUUAAUGUAAUUAUCACAGGCAGAGAAAUACAGUUUUUCCACAUUAUUCAUAACUUUAAAAGUAUACAUCACAUAAAGCUUACAUUUUCAGAAUCCACAUACUCCAAAUACAAACAUAUAUGUCAAAAUCAUCCAAAUUGGUCCAAUGGUUCAACAGAUAGAUCAAAGUCCUUUGUGACCAAAUGAAGCAUGGCUUUUCUGCCCAAAAUCAGUUCCACAGAGUCUUCUAUCCUGGAGAUAAUUGUGAAGUAAUCAAAUUAUCUCCAAGAGCAGAGGCAAAACUCCAUUGAACACAUGGUAGCAAAAGACAAUAAAAUACAUAAAAAUACACAAGGUUACAUUUGUUACAUAAAAUACAGACAUGCAACAUAUCCCCAAAUAGCUUGGGUCUAAGCACACAAUAUUACUGAAUGGCGCUCAGACUACACAUAUACAGUUCAAUUGCCAUGGAGCCAAAGUCUUUUAUUACACGAAUAGGCUCCAUGGCAUAGCUAUCUGGGUUAAAUUAGUUCAUUCAGUAAAUCCGAGAAUCUACUGAGCGCCGGGGCAGAAAUACAUGAAUAGACCUUUCUGCAUAGGAAAAUAAAGUAUUUAAAUGCCGGUCCAUAGUCAAAAGGCAGCAGGCAGGCAACCAGGCUCCUCAAAUGCACAGUGGCGAGAUUGGUCUCGUCACAUAACGUAUAACCGGACCUUCGAAUGGCCGGACUUAACGUAUCCAAGAAUUGUCAAAAUACUUGCCGAGGUCAGGAACACCGAAUCAGACACAACGGUGGGGGAAAGCUUAAAGUCAAGGGUACCAGAAUUCAGGGAAGUCAAAACGAAGCCAAAGUCACAUACCAGAAAAUCAAGAUCAGGAACACACUCUCGGAUUACCAUCAAGAUGAAACCACAACAGGCCAAUGAGCAAGAGGAGAAUUGGGUUUAAAUACCCCUCCUGUGGAUCCGAUUUGGCUGUAACAAGCCUUUGACCCCAAAAGCAAGUACCAGGUUUCCAUGUGCAUAAUUGCUGCUCGGCACAACUUUUCCUGUCAGGACGGUAAUGUUGCUCGGCACACCCUUUCCUGUCAGGACAGUAAAUGCCAUUAACCACAUUUUUAUGUUCGGAUGGAUACGUGAUAUUACCCCCUACCUGAAGACCGCCCACCGGGCGGGCAGGACCAGGUUUGAGAGGAAACUUGGCAUGAAAAGAACAAAUUUUAUAAGCAUGGAUAUCAGAAGCUGAAACCCAAGAACAGUCAGCAGGCCCCAUACCCCCUCCAAUCAACCAAAUACUAUAAGGAACCCUGAGAAAACUUGGAAUCCAUGAUGGAGGAGACUUCGUACUCCUCCUGUCUAGAAACAAGCAAAGGAGGAUGGGGAACAACCCGACUUGUGUACCGAUUGCAAACAAGCGGUUUGAGCAAGGACACAUGAAAAGUAUUGGGUAUACAUAAGGACGCUGGAAGGGCCAGAGAAUAAGAAACAGGGUUGAUCCUCCUAACCACACGAAAAGGACCAAGGAACCUUGGCGCAAACUUAAUGCUGGGAACCUUCAACCUGAUGUUGUGUGAGGAUAACCAAACCCGAUCACCCACCUGGUAAACUGGAUUGGCACUCCGCCGUUUAUACGCAUGAAACGUAAUGCAAGCAGCUGCAGUUUCAAGAGCGUAGUGAACCUUAGUCCAGGUAUAACAAAUAGAGGUAAGGUGAUCGUCCAGAGUAGGAAUAGCCAUAUCAGAAAACACAGCAGGGAGAACAGCAGGAUGACGACCUGUAUUGACAAAAAACAGACUAUGCCCAGAUGGGUCAUGGGUAGCGUUAUUCCUUGCAAAUUUGGCCGAGGGCAAUAAUUCAGCCCAGUUAGACUGUGUACUAUUAACGAAGCAACGUAAAUACAGCUCAAGUGAUUGGUUAGCUCUUUCAGCCGUACCAUUAGUUGGGGAUGGUAAGCAGAGGAAAAUGACCAUUGAAUGCCCUCCAGAACCGUGAAAUUGGGAACCCCUAUCAGACACAAUAUUUUGAGGAAAACCAUGUAGCCUGACAAUAUCGCGUAUAAAUAUGUGCACCAGGUCCUGAGACGAUGGCAAUUUUUAAAGUGGAGUAAAGUGUGUCAUUUUGGAAAAACUGUCAACUUCCAUGAGGAUGGUUGUAUACCCAUUGGAACUAGGCAGUUCAACAAUGAAAUCCAUCGAUAAAUGAGACCAUGGGAUACUAGGUAUUGUAAGUGCCUGUAACAAUCCACACGGAAGUUUAUGAGGAUCCUUUGAAACUGCACAGACAGAGCAGGCUUCUACAUAAUCUUUAAUAUCCCUCCUGAGUGACUCCCACCAAAAUGACCUGGAAAUGGCGAAUACAGUUUUAUUAAUACCCGGUCACAUUGUCAUGGAAUACCUUCAGCACCCCUUUCCUGUCAGGCAAUGGAAUAAACAAUUUAUCUUGAGGUUUGUUGCAAGGUGCCUGGGGCUGAUACUCCAUGAUAGCACAGAGUAAAGUGGACGAUAAAGAAAGGACAGUGGAUGCAAUAAUACACUCAGGAGAAAUAGUGGGAGAUGUCUCUUGUUCUAGAUCCCAUUCAAUUUCAAAUUGCCUAGACAAGGCGUCAGCUUUAACGUUCUUAGAACCGGGUGUGUAGGUGAUGAUGAAGUUAAAGCGAGGCAAAAAUAAUGACCAUCCAGCUUAUCUAGAAGACAGUCGUUUGGCAUCCCCAAUAUAUGCCAGGUUCUUGUGAUCCAUAAUCAUCAUAAUGGGAUCCUUGGAACCCUCCAAAAGAUGUCGCUAUUCCUUAAGCGCUAGUAUGAUGGCUAACAGUUCUCUAUUACCAAUGUCAUAGUUACACUCGACAGUGUAGCGUUACUUACCUUAACCGGGGGCCGGUCGCGGUCCUCUCUUCAAGCCGCGCGCGGUCCUGCGGCUGCACGAGCCGCGCGCGGCUCAUCCAACUACUUCGGAUGGAGGGCGGGCAGUGACCGCGUGAGGCGGUCACGUGUCCCGCCUGAAUCUAAGAGCGCGCCGCGAGUCUCGGGCGCGCUCUUAAAGGGACAGUGGGUGCCUAAAUUGGAAAAGGCAUCCCAUUGGUCCCUGUCAUGCCACACUCCCCAUACACUUACCUUUUGGGGGCGUGGAUAUGACAGGGACCAAUCAAAUUAGAUGUUUAGGUAUUUAUACUCACCUUCUUCCCUUUGUUCCUUGCCCUAUCGUGGUUUCUGUUUCAGUUCCCUUUAGCGCUUGUGGUGUUCAGUUGUGUUUUCUCGUAUUGACUUUGGCUUCGUAUUCUGACUUCGUUUUCGCUUUAUCCUUAUCUGUACUGUUUGCCGGCUUGCUGUUUUCCGUGUACCAGACCCCGGCUUGUCCUAGUUUACGCUGUCUCUCUGUGCCCUUGACCUCGGUUUGUUCCUGGCUCUGUCUUCUCUCAUAUACGUCAAGUCCGGCCAUUCUAAGGUCCGGUAGACGUAUCUCUCCUCUGUAUUUGCCUCUGUUUAGCUGGAUCCUGCGUGUAGGGGUAUAUUCUCGUUACAUUACGAUAGGGCCAUGGACCCCGCAGAUUUAGCUCAACAGAUGGCGUCCCAUGAGGCAAGAUUUGUAGAGCAGGAUCACCGUAUGGAUCAAAUAGCUCAGGCUCUCCAGACGCUCCUAGCUAGAACCGUUCCCGCAACUACACCUAACCCUCCUACGCCCCUUCUCCCUGAAGUAUCUACUUUGCCUAAUACUUCGGCCCAUUUAACACCUCCUCCUAGGUAUGGAGGGGACUCUAAGACUUGCAGAGGGUUUAUUAAUCAGAUUGAAUUUCACUUUGAAAUGUAUCCACGUUCAUUUCCCACAGAGAGGUCUAAGGUUGGGUUCUUUAUGCACCAACUUACCGAUAAGGCACUUGAGUGGGCAAAUCCUAUUUGGGAAGCUAAUGGGCCUAUGGUACAUGAUUUCAACAGUUUUCUUACGGCUUUUCGUAGAACUUUUGACACAAUGAAAAGGUCAAAGAAUGCCGCAAGAGCAUUAAUGAGAAUUAAACAGGGUUCUAGGUCUGUGGCUGAUUAUGCUAUUCAGUUUCGCACUCUUGCUUCGCAGGUAGAUUGGACCAACAAUGGGUUAACUACUGCCUUUAUGGAAGGUUUGUCAGAUACGAUAUUGGAUGAGGUAGCAGCUAAGGAGCUUCCUAUUGCCUUAGAGGACCUUAUCGAUUACCUCAUCGAUAUUGAUAAUAGAAUUCGUGACAGGCUCUAUACCAAGAACAGGAAUAGACGUUUUGUUACACCCAUUAACCCCAGAGUUAAUAUACCAGAGAGUGUUAAAGUGUCUGAGGAGGAACCUAUGCAAUUAGGGGUUGCCAAACUCUCUGACACUGAGAAAUUACAUAGGAGAAGGGAGGGACUCUGCCUAUACUGUGGUAGGAGAGACCAUAUGGUAAAGGAAUGUCCUUUACUCCCGGAAAACUCUCGCACCUAAGACCUUAUAGGGGACUGGCCUUGGGUGUGAUAUCUAAGUCUCCUAAAUUGCCUCCUAACCGCUUGCUUCUCCCGGUUUCUUUAUAUAUGGGAGAGAUUUGUAUAGUUGACAACAUAUAUGCUCUGGUUGACUCUGGGGCAGCUGAAAAUUUUAUAGACUCUGGCUUUAUAAAGAGAAACAACAUUCCCAUCAGAGAGAAGGAGAUACCCUUGGCCGUUGAGGCCAUAGAUGGUAGACCAUUAAGUUCUCCAGUUGUUACUCAUGAGACUGAACCACUACACAUGUACACAGGGGUUUUACACUACGAAACCAUUCGAUUCCAGGUUAUCACCUCUCCCUCUUCACAGUUAGUAUUAGGGUAUCCAUGGUUACGUGCUCACAAUCCCAUUUUUGACUGGGAGACAGGGCAAAUAAAAUCAUGGAGUAAGGCCUGCCACGAGUCUUGUACGUUGGAAGUCACACCUUUGAAUUCUAUUGAGGUACCUACCAGUCCUCCUUUGUCUAUGGUUAUACCCCCUCAGUAUUUAUCUCUAAAGACUGUUUUCGAUAAAAGGGAGGCUGAGAAAUUACCGCCUCACAGACCCUAUGAUUGCGCUAUUGACUUGUUGCCUGGCACUAUACCUCCAAAGGGCAGGGUGUACCCCUUAUCGGUUCAAGAAAACCGUGUCAUGGAGGAGUACAUCAAGGAAUCAUUAGAAAAAGGGUUUAUUAGGAGAUCCUCUUCUCCAGCUGGAGCAGGGUUCUUCUUUGUAUCGAAGAAAGAAGGUGAUUUAAGACCGUGUAUAGAUUAUAGAGGUCUAAACAAAAUCACUAUCAAAAAUGCAUACCCUAUACCUUUGAUUACAGAAUUAUUUGACAGGCUGAAACAUGCCACUGUGUUCACUAAAUUAGACCUUAGGAAUGCAUACAAUUUGAUACGUAUAAAGGAAAAUCACGAAUGGAAGACUGCAUUCAACACUAGAUCCGGUCAUUACGAAUACACUGUUAUGCCAUUUGGGCUUUGCAAUGCCCCAGCAGUAUUCCAAGAAUUUAUUAAUGAUGUAUUGAGAGAUUUUAUUCACACAUUUGUUAUCGUAUACUUGGACGACAUUUUAAUAUAUUCUGCAGAUAUACACACUCAUCACAGACAUGUUACGACAGUUUUGAAGACCCUUCUUGCUAAUGGUCUUUAUUGCAAGCUAGAAAAAUGUCUGUUUGACCAAACCGAAGUCCAGUUCUUGGGGUAUUUGAUUUCCGCUAAAGGUUUUCGUAUGGAUCCCCAGAAGCUAGCUGCUGUAAUAGAAUGGCCUCUACCGCAAGGUCUGAAAGCUAUUCAGCGUUUUCUUGGGUUCUCCAAUUAUUAUAGACGUUUUAUCAAAGGUUUCUCGUCCAUUGUAGCACCUAUCACCCGUAUGACUAAAAAGGAUGGCAAUACUCGUGUUUGGUCUACUGAGGCACUUCAGGCUUUUGAAUUUCUUAAAACUACGUUCGCCUCUGCACCUAUUUUACAGCAUCCUGUCCCCUCACUGCCCUAUAUACUUGAAGUUGAUGCUUCGGAUAUUGGGGUAGGUGCUGUCUUGUCCCAAAGAGAGUCGCCUGAGAAGCCAUUGCAUCCAUGCGGCUUCUUUUCUAAACAAAUGUCCAAAGCAGAGAAAAAUUAUGAUGUGGGUAAUCGUGAACUCCUUGCUAUUAUUUUAGCACUUAAAGAGUGGAGACAUUUGUUAGAGGGAACUAAGGAUCCUAUCCUCAUUUUUACGGAUCACAAGAACCUAUCCUAUCUUAGCGAAGCCAAAAGAUUGUCUUCCAGGCAGGCUAGGUGGUCACUAUUUUUGUCUCGCUUCAAUUUUAUUAUCACCUAUAGGCCAGGUGAUCGCAACACUAAAGCAGACGCUCUGUCCAGACAGUUCGAAACUACUGACAAACAGGAGAUUGAUGUUACUCCUGUCAUUCCCCAGACAGGAUAAUAGCUACUACUAUUUUGUCUAUUUCCUCGUCCCUCUUGCAGACCAUACAAGCGAAACAAAGCAUGGCACCUAGCGAGAGGCCUAAUGAUAAACUGUUCGUUGAUGUUCCUGAGAGACGGGAUAUCAUGUCAUUAUAUCAUGAUACUAAGACCGCUGGACAUCCUGGUAUUUCCAAAACGGUGUCAGCUGUUUCUCGGUAUUUUUGGUGGGAUUCCUUACGAAAGGAUGUCACCGACUAUAUAAGUGCUUGUACUACUUGUGCCUGUAUGAAAUCCUCCCGUAGAGUUCCUUGUGGGCUGUUGCAUCCGUUACCCGUUCCCGAGAGACCUUGGUCUAACCUGUCCAUGGAUUUUAUUGUUGAAUUACCCCCUUCAAAUGGUAACACAGUAAUCUUGAUGAUAGUGGAUCGGUUCUCCAAAAUGGCUCACUUCGUGUCUCUUCGCAAGUUGCCCACAUCUAAGGAACUGGCUCAUAUCUUCGCUAGAGAAGUAUUUCGAUUACAUGGGAUUCCCGUAUCUAUUGUAUCCGAUAGGGGUAGCCAAUUUAUUUCCAGGUUCUGGAGGGCCUUUUGUUCAGAAAUGGGUAUUUCUCUCUCAUUUUCUUCCGCUUAUCAUCCCCAGUCUAAUGGGGCUGCUGAACGUGCCAACCAGUCUCUGGAGCAAUACCUCCGUUGUUUUGUGUCUCACCAUCAGGACAAUUGGUCUGACCUGCUUCCUUGGGCUGAAUUUGCUCGGAAUAACGCCACUCAUGAUUCUUCCGGCAAGACCCCUUUUUACGUUGUCUAUGGCCAGCAUCCCGUUGUUCUUCCGGCUGCAUUCUCCUCACAGGGCAUGCCAGUUCUGGAUGAGCAUUUGGCUGGUUUGCGUAAUACUUGGGAGCAGGUUCAGCGUUCUUUGGUGGACUCUGCUACUCGCCAGAAGGCUCAGGCUGACAAGCAUCGCAGAGCAGCUCCGUCCUAUGUUGUGGGGGACAGGGUUUUGCUUUCCACGCGGAAUAUUCGUCUCCGGGUGCCUUCUAUGAAAUUGGCUCCCCGCUUCAUUGGACCUUAUCGUAUUAUACAUAAGGUUAAUCCUGUUUCUUAUGCCUUAGGCCUGCCUAAGAAUCUACGUAUUCCUAAUGUUUUUCACACCUCAUUGUUGAAACCUUUCGUACGCAACCGCUAUACCCGGCAUACUCCUCCUCCCCCUCCUAUCUCGGUGGAGGGUCAUGAGGAGUUUGAAGUGUCUGCUGUUCUUGACUCUCGUUUCCUUAGGGGUCGACUUCAGUACUUGGUACAUUGGAAGGGUUAUGGGCCUGAGGAGCACAGUUGGAUUUCGGCUGAUGCUGUCCAUGCUCCCCGUCUUGUGCGCUCUUUCCAUUCUCGUUUUCCUGCCAGGCCUGGUCCUACCCGCCCGGGGGGCGUGUCCUCAGGGGGGGGUACUGUAGCGUUACUUACCUUAACCGGGGGCCGGUCGCGGUCCUCUCUUCAAGCCGCGCGCGGUCCUGCGGCUCAUCCGACUACUUUCGGAUGGAGGCGGGCAGUGACCGCGUGAGGCGGUCACGUGUCCCGCCUGAAACUAAGAGCGCGCCGCGAGUCUCGGGCGCGCUCUUAAAGGGACAGUGGGUGCCUAAAUUGGAAAAGGCAUCCCAUUGGUCCCUGUCAUGCCACACUCCCCAUACACUUACCUUUUGGGGGCGUGGAUAUGACAGGGACCAAUCAAAUUAGAUGCUUAGGUAUUUAUACUCACCUUCUUCCCUUUGUUCCUUGCCCUAUCGUGGUUUCUGUUUCAGUUCCCUUUAGCGCUUGUGGUGUUCAGUUGUGUUUUCUCGUAUUGACUUUGGCUUCGUAUUCUGACUUCGUUUUCGCUUUAUCCUUAUCUGUACUGUUUGCCGGCUUGCUGUUUUCCGUGUACCAGACCCCGGCUUGUCCUAGUUUACGCUGUCUCUCUGUGCCCUUGACCUCGGUUUGUUCCUGGCUCUGUCUUCUCUCAUAUACGUCAAGUCCGGCCAUUCUAAGGUCCGGUAGACGUAUCUCUCCUCUGUAUUUGCCUCUGUUUAGCUGGAUCCUGCGUGUAGGGGUAUAUUCUCGUUACAGACAGGAGACAACUUUCUGGAGAAGUAACCACAAGGAUGCAAAGGGGCAUCCUGACUCUCUGUGAGAAAGAACAGCCCCGACCCCUGUCUCGGAGGCGUCAACCUCAAGUAGGAAAUAUUAGGGAAAUUGCAGAAGGUCUUGAUGGAAAGUUAUGUCUUUUUGCUGAUGAUACCAAGAUAUGUAACAGGGUUGAUGUUACAGGAGGGAUAAGACAAAUGGCAAAUGAUUUAGGUAAACUAGAAAAAUGGUCAGAGUUGUGGCAACUGAAAUUUAAUGUGGAUUAGUGCAAGAUAAUGCACCUUGGACGUAAAACCCAAGGGCAGAGUACAGAAUAUUUGAUAGAGUCCUAACCUCAACAUCUGAGGAAAGGGAUUUAGGGGUGAUUAUUUCUGAUGACUUAAAGGUUGGCAGACAAUGUAACAAAGAAACCGGAAAUGCUAGCAGAAUGAUUGGUUGUAUAGGGAGAGGUGUUAGCGGUAGAAAGAGGGAAGUGUUCAUGCCAUUGUACAGAACACUGGUGAGACCUCAGUUGCAGUAUCGUACGCAGUACUGGAGACCGUAUCUUAAGAAUGAUGUUGAUACUUUAGAAAGAGUUCAGAGAAGGGCUACUAAACUGGUUCAUGGAUUGCAGGAUAAAACUUAACAGUAAAGGUUAAAGGAUCUUAACAUGUAUAGCUUGGAGGAAAGACGAGACAGGGGGGAUAUGAUAGAAACAUUUAAAUACAUAAAAGGAAUCAACACAGUAAAGGAGGAGACUAUAUUUAAAAGAAGAAAAACUACCACAACAAGAGGACGUAGUCUUAAAUUAGAAGGGCAAAGGUUUAACAAUAUCAGGAAGUAUUACUUUACUGAGAGGGUAGUGGAUGCAUGGAAUAGCCUUCCAGCUAAUGUGGUAGAGGUUAACACAGUAAAGGAGUUUAAGCAUGCCUGGGAUAGGCAUAAGGCUCUCCUAGCUAUACGAUAAGGCCAGGGAUUAAUGAAAGCAUUUAGAAAAUUGGGCAAACUAGAUGGGCUGAAUGGUUAUCUGCUGUCACAUUCUAUCUUUCUAUGUUUUCCUGUCAGGACAGUACAUGCCAUUAACCACAUUUUAAUGUGCGGAUGAAUACGUGACACUCACCUUGUUGCUGCCGCACACGCUUGACACCAUGUGAACCGAAUAAGUUUAUCUUGGUCUCAUCUGAGCACAGGACAUGGUUCCAGUAAUCCAUGUCCUUAUAUAUAUAGAAUCUCUCACACACUUGUAAAUUUGUGACUAUAAUUCUAAGAUCCACAUACAGUGAUAUAAAAAUUACAACUUAAAGUUAUUACAAAAAAAAAGGGUUAACCCAAGCUGGACCUGGCACCCAGACCACUUCAUUUAGCUGAAGGGGUCUGGGUGCCUAUAGUGGUCCUUUAAGGGCAAGUCCAGCUUCUGAAACUGUGUCCUUUAAGUGGCUUGCUACCUCCUUAACCUUACCGUAUUGGCCCGGCCCUUAAUCCGCCUCCUUGGUGACUUCAUUAGAAUUUACAAUUUAUAGCCAAUCUAUGGGAAAGCAUUGGCUUGUCUGAAAUCGACAAAGAUUGGGGCGGGGCCAAACGGUGUUGAAUCAGUGCAUCUCCAUGAGGAAAAUUCAGCUUCUCCAUGCAGAGCGUGGAGACGCAGAAUGGUAGUGCUGCUUAUUGUGCGGCACUGCCCCAGGAAGCCCAACUAGUGGACAUCUGAGUGGCCGACACUGGAGAUGUCCCUAGGGGGCAAUGUAAACACUGCCUUUUCUCUGGAAAAGACAGUGUUAUGCAUGAAAAUGCCUGAAAGGGAAUGAUUAUACUCACCAGAACAACUACAAUAAGCUGCUUCUGUUCUGGUGGCUACAGUAUUCUUUUAAAAUGCAACUCUUACACGGUAAACACAUUUGAGUGACAUGCAUGAUUUAGUUUAGUCCAGGAGUUCCCAAUAAAUUUUUCCUGUGGAACCUUUUGACAUCGUGGACCCUCCCUUCCCCCCAAAAAAAACAACUGCGCCAUUUUUUGUAUGUGCCGGUGUGUGUCAAGGUGUUGUUUGUAGGUGUCCGUGUAUCAAAGUGUGUGUGUGUAUAUCUGACACACACACACACGCACAUAAAAUCACAGAUACACACACUGACCCACAGAUUCACACACCUUGACACACAGUGUGUAUCUGUGUGUAUGUAUGUAUCUGUAUGUCAAGGUGUUUGUGUGUAUGUAUCAAGGUGUGUGUAUCUGUGUUUGUAUGUGCCAGUGUGUAUGAAUCUGACACACCUAUAAACACACACUGACAGAUAGUGGCCCACAUAUACACACACUGUCACAGAUCCACACACCUUGAUACACAGUGUGUAUCUGUGUGUCAAGGUAUGUGGAUCUAUGUUUCAAAGUGUGUGUAUCUGUGUUUGUAUGUGCCAGUGUGUGUAUCUGUGUGUGUGUGUAUAUGUAUCUGAAACAGAUAUAUAUAUAUACACACACACACACUGGCACAUAGUGGCACACAGAUACACACUGACCCACAAUUUGACACACUCAGAUACACACACGCACAUACAAACACUGAUACACACUGGCACAUACACACAGUGACACAUACACAACCCUUGACACACAGACACACAUACGCUUUUUCAGAAACACAUACAAGCACAUAAACACUUUCACUGUCAAGAACAUAUACAUUCUCACUGACAAACACUCUCACACACACACACACUGACCAGCACACAUUCACUCACUGACCAGCACACAAACACAUAUAAACUCCCUAACAGACACACAUUAAAAAAAAUUUUUUUUUUUUUUUUUACAUUUUACUCCACCCAGCCCCUGUGUCUGUUAGGAGUGCCUGCAUGGAGUCCCAUUGGUCCACUGGGGCAGCUGGCAUGCAGGCUGCUCAGCUCACUGCGCGCCUCUUAGUGAUUUAUAGUAAGUGUAUUACUCUUCUGUAAUAGAACGUAUAAGGCCUUCUUCAUAGGAAAGCAUUGAAUUAAUUCUUUCCUCUCAUGAUUUGCAAAGCAUGAGGACUUCCAGCAUCAUGUCAUGGUGUUAAACUCCAUGCAGAAAGCACCUCGAGUGACAUUCUGGUAGACUUGACAGUCUUAACUUUUGCAAUGUAAACAUUACAGUUUCUCACAAACAGAAAUGUUUUACAUUACAGUGUUAAGGGGACAGGUAUAUUGCAUCCAGACCACUUCAGUGAGAUGAAGUUGUCUGGGUGCGUGUAGUGUGUCCUUCUAACAAAAGUAAACUUACAACAAACUUCUUAUUUUUUAAGUUUGAUAAGGAGACAGACAUUUACACUUUUAUUUCGUUGGCAAUAAAUAUAUUCGGGAAAUUGGUUCUAAAAUAUAAAUUGGUGUUGGGUUUUUUUUAAUUUAUUUUUUUCCCCAUCAUUCACACGAAAUAUAUAAAUCCUUUUUUUUUUUUUUUUUUUUUUCUCAAAGUAGUGUGUUCCUUUCAUCUUGAGAUCUCCACCCAUUUUAAAAAAUGUACAUAUUUGAUAUAAAACAAAUUUUUAUCUGUUUACAGGUACUUCUACUUUCAUGGAAGCUCUCACAGCCAACGGUACCAGCAAUAUACAGACCUCAGUGACCGCAGUAACAGGCAAAAGGAGAUUCAUUGAUGACCGAAGAGAUCAACCCUUUGAUAAGAGGCUACGCUUCAGUGUGAGACAAACAGAAAGUGCUUAUCGGUAUAGAGACAUUGUUGUCAGGAAACAAGAUGGAUUCACGCACAUUUUACUCUCCACAAAAUCAUCUGAGAAUAAUUCCCUGAAUCCAGAGGUUAGUUAACUUUUCUUUAUUGUUUUUCUGUUUGUUCUUCAUAUACGUCUAGCAUUCCUUGCAGGGGAAUAGGACUUUUUUUUAAUUUUAUUUUUAUGAAGGUGAAGUAGUGAUGAGAGGGGAAAACUGAUAUAUUGAUUAAGCACAUAGAAAAUGGAUGCUGUAAUAGGGAGUGUUGAACUUAAAGCUCUUACUAAUUGUGGACUUGUAGGAAAUCUAUAAUAUGCCUUUUGGGUCCGGAAAUAUUUGGACACUGACACAAGUUUUGUUAUUUUGGCUGUUUACCAAAAAUAAAUUCAAGUUCCAGUUAAAUAAUGAAUAAUGGCUUACAGUGCAGUUUCUCUGCUUUAAUUUGAGGGUAUUCACAUUAACAUUGGAGGAAGGAUUCAGGAAUAGCAGCUCUUUAAUAUGUAGCCACCUCUUUUUCAAGGAACCAAAAGUAAUUGUACAACUGCUGUUUCUUGGACAGGUGUGGGCUAUUCCUUUUAACAGGUCUGAAGUAGAUUCCAGAUGUGGCAUUCACAUUUGGAAGCUUUUUCUCUGAAACCACAACAUGCGAUUAAAGGAGGUCUCGAUGCAAGUGUAAUAGGCUGCAAAUAAAUCCAUCAGAGCGUUAACAUGUACAUUAGGAGUGGCCAUAUAAACAAUUUGGUACAUUCUGGGAAAAAAAUGCACUGGUGAGCUCUGCCACAAAAAGGCCUGGACAUCCAUGAAAAACAGUGGUAGGUGAUCGUAGGAUCUUCUCCAUGGUAAAGAAAAGCCCCUUCACAACCAGCUAAGUGAAGAAAACUCUAAGUCUACAAAAAAUACUUCAUGAGGGCAAAUACAGAGGGUACAUCACAAGAUGCAAACCAUUCAUAGUCUCAAGAAUAGAAAGGCCAGAUUAGACUUUGCCAAAAAAAACAGUCCAGGUCUGGAACAGCAUUCCUUGGACAGAUUAAACUAUAAUCCACCUGUACCGAAGUAGCCGGAUGAAUUCUCAAGAGUAUAGGUGAUAUAUUGUCUACUCAGAUUCCACCAAAGUCAUCUAAGUUGAUUGGACCCAAAACAUUCUGCAAAAGCAACCCAGUUUUUUUUUAUUCUUUAUUUUUGCGAGUAGUGGCAAAUAAUACAACAAAUUUUGUGAGUAGCAGGUAUAUGAUUUAGAUAGUACAGCUAUACAUACAUCACCUAGCUGAACCUACUGUUUUUAUUAGUUGGGUUCUAGUGCGCCCAGGCUCUUCUGUAGAUGGACCUAGGGCUUGUGGGAUGGGGGAUGCUGGUAGCAGGCUUUACGCGCCUUGUGGCUAGUUCGCAGUGCGCCCUGAUACAUAUGCUUUAAUAAGGCGCUUAUUUUCGGUUUAAGUGGGCCUUUAGCUUCCCAAGGCUAGGUUAUGUGUUUUUGUAUGUUGGUGCUGGUACAGGUGGCUGGAGCUGUGCGCGGUACAUUGAGAGAUCGGCUGUGUUGCGCUUUGGUGUCGCUUGUGGAGUCUGUGCUGUUGGGGAGGGGGAACAUGGUUACUCUACUUUAGCUAUGUACCUAAAGCUUACGGAGCCAACAAUGUUACAACAGAGGUGUGGUAUAUUGUUACUAUCAACAGUGAAGAAAGGCAACAAUUAACGAUUUUUGGUGGUAUACAGGUAAGUACAGUCCUAAAGUUCAGGGUGGCGCUUCUGCUGUCGCGGGUGCUCCCCCUCUGGGUACAAAUGGGGUAACAUCUGCUACAUUCCAGGUUGGGUGAAUCACUGCCGUUGUCUGUGCCACUGGCAAGCCUAGAGCUUGUAGGAAAGGUGGCGCUUCAGCAGGCGUGCGUCUUCCCCGCUUUUUCGGCAAGCAGUCGGCGGGGGCCCCACUUGUAUGCGAUGGAGUUUUCUUGGAGAAGCUGGGUGAUAGGCUUGAGGGAUCUCCGCCAGGAAAAGGUAUGUCUGGAUAGGUCCCGAAAAAAUGCUAGUUGUGCUCCUUCAAAGGACACUGUGGGGGUGCCUCUGACUGCCUCCACUUUAACUCCACGUUGGAGUCCCGCACUAGUUUUAGUAGGACAUCCCUGGGAACCUCUUGGGCUGCGUUGGUCACCUUGUUGAGUCUGAAGCAGGAAUCCACUACCAUUUGUUUGGGCACAAGGAGAGUGGCAAGGAGCCUCCUACAGUAAUGAGGGAGUUCUGCUCUUGAGACUGUUUCCGGCACUCCCCUUAUCCUCUGUUUGCGUGCCCUGACUUUAUCCUCCAGGUUGGCUAGCUGGGCCUGAUGGUCAGCACACUUUCUGCAGUGCUCCCAUGGCCGUUUCUGUGGCUGACUCUGCCAGUUUGUAUCCUGCCAUGCCUUCUUCCACUGUGUGCAUGUGUAUAGUGAGGGUGGACACUGCGUCCCGUAUUGGAGCCAGGUCUGCUGUGAACAUGGCCCGGAUCUCUGUUACUAGGGCUUUAAUAUCUGCCCUGGUGGCUGGUGCCGAGUCCCCCUGUGCUGUGGUCAUUGAUGGUCCUGUUCGCCGCCUCGGUUGAGGUCAGAGGUCAGCUGAGCUGCUGUCUUCCUCCGAGGACAGUGGCUUAUAUGCUGCUGCGGGCGCCAUCUUGGCGGGUGCAGGCCGCGUGGCUGUAUGCAUAUAGAUGCUGAUAUCCUGGGAACCCGAGCCCGGGUCCGGUUGCAGUUUUAUUUUAUUUUUUCCCCAUGUCUCUGGGGAUCGGGCAGAAGCUUGCAUGGGUCUGUUCCGAGGGCCAUGUCUGCUUGUAUUUCUCCGUUCUCUGGCCCGUUUGCAGAGCAGCUCCGAGACUCGCCUGGCUUUAGGCGCUGGCUCAGCCCCCAACCCAGUUGUUUAUGGUAAAGUGGAAUAUUCUUCAAUAGUCAAGUCAGUCACCUGAUCUCAACCCUAUGGAGCAUGUAUUUCACUUUCUCAAAACAAAACUUAAGGCAGAAAGACCCAUGAGCAAACCACAACUGAGGACAGCUGCAGUAAAGGUCUGGCAAAGUAUCACAAAGGAGGGAAACCCAGCGUUUGGUGAUGUCCAUGUGUCCUAGACUUCAAGCAGUCAUUGCCUGCAAAGGAUUCGCUGCAAAAUAUUAAAAAUUAACAUUUUAUUUAGGAUUGUGUUAGUUUGUCCAAUUAAAUUUGAGCUCCUGAAAUAAGGGGACUGUGUAUGAAAUAGGUUGCAUUUCAUACAAUAUUUUUGUUCAACCCAUUGAAUUAAAGCUGAAAUUCUUCACUUCAAUGGCAUCUUGGUUGUUCAAUUUCAAUCCAUUGUGGUGGCGUACAGAGUCACAGUUAUGAAAAUUGUGUCAGUGUUUAAAAAUUUCCAGGCCUAACUUUAUAUCCUAGUACUACUCGCCACAUGUUCUUGGAGUGGGCUGCUUGCCAGCCUCCUACAUUCUGACUAUGGCCCUGGGAUAUGUGGCAUUUGAACACUAUUUGUGCCCUGUGACAAAACUGGAGAAUGUGCACAAAUAUGACUAUUGUCCAUAUUUUUUAUGAUUCCCUUCGUUUGUUGCACUGUUCCCCAUGUGUUUCAUCUGUUGGUCCGGCUGGAUAGACUACCAGACAAACUGUGGAGUUACUGGGUGGCCACCAUUUCAUGUAUCAGAGUCACAUGGUGAGAACAAUGGAUGGCGGCCAUUUUAACUCACAGACACUGUUUGGACUUUUCUACACGGUGCCAUCUCGCUGGUAUUUGGUGCACAAAGAUAUCGUGCAGUAGUUUUAAACUAUACAACAGGCAACAGGGGACACAUUAUACAGUAAUUAUUUUUCAUAUAGCCUGUAUAUGUUUUGCGGAAUCUGCAUUAAACUGUAUCUUCCAAACUACUGAACGGAUCUGGGUGAAUUUUGGAUAUGUGGUUCACCCAGAUUCCCGGUUCCGAGGAUAUACUUUUUAUGGGGUUAUUUGGGCUCCCUGUGAUAUGUUUUAUAAUACUGUAUUUCUCUGCCUGUGAUAAUUAUAUUAACCAUUGUGUUCAGUAAUCACAUUACAGACAGAGGGGAGGAUUUUGUGUGGGAGUGUCUGUGUAUAUUGUACGGAUUGAUUGGUUGUAUUUCAAAACCCUGUGGGCAGUACUAUGUUUGUGGAUUGUGAAUUAAAGAGGCUGUAUGUGCCAGUACAGUCAGUUCUGCUUGACCUCGAAACGAAGUGUCGUCUCGUUAUUGGGGGAAUUGGAUUGUAUCCUGAUUGCCAGGAGUGUAUGCUGAUUGUAUGCUUUUCCUGUUCAGCUGCUUACAGCAUUCAUAUGCUUGAGAGCAUUCGAAUGCUUCUCAGGUUCGGUGGUUGUGGUAUCUGCUGCAGUGCUUGGAGUCCUCAGGAAGCGUUAGGAGCAUCCUUCAACGGAGGUACCCAGUCGGGGUGCCAGGUGAUCCGUUACACUACUAAUUUAAAAACAAAUUAUAUUUUUUAUUAACAAGUAUCACUAAUGGUAAAUUAUUUAACCAACUGGUAUUAAAUGUUCAAGUACUCUCUAAUUUUGUCACACUAUUCUGUUUUAGUGGUUCUAACCUUUUUUCAGGAUCGUAAAUCUUUGUUGAUGGUAUUAGCUUGGUGACCCAUCCUUCGUUUCUAUAAGCAUCUGAUACAUUAAUCAACCAUCAUAUCCUAUAUAGCCAAAUAUAUUGUGCAUUAGACAAUAUCCAUUAUGUUAGCGGUAUCCCACUUCAUUGGGAAAGCUGCUACAAUAAAUUUACUGAUAAAAAAGCAAUGCAUUGUGUACAGUUGUAUUGGGAUCUGAUGAAUACAAUGUCCCCAUUCCAGCGAUUGAGAAACCAAUUUUGGUAAUUUUUUUUAUUUAUUUUUUUAUUAAAGGUGUAUGAGAAAUAAAUUACUUCACAUGAAAUAAAUAUGGGGUCUUAAAAUCCAAAUAGGUACAUUUUAUAGAAACUAGAGCCUAAUGUGUCACAAAAACACAUCACGUGUAUUUUAUGGUAACAAAAAUAGUCCUCAGCAAUCAAUUCAGAUGGUUUAUACAGCUAUCAAAGUGAAAUGGUAACAUUUUGAUACUUAUGUGUCGUUCUCAAGCAAUAAGUGAAAUUGUGCAACACCGCAAUGUGUAUGGAUGAAUAAUCUAAAAUAUCCAAUCACAACAUCAAAUUUAAAGUGUCCAAAUCGGUGUCUUUAAAGGAAUUUUCCCCAUUUUGAGGUAGGACAGAAUAUCAGCCCAUUUCUUCCUAAAAGUACAGUGCGCCUAUUUUUGUUACUGAAUAUAGUGUCAAUAUCCAUAAAAAAAAUUACUAUACUGUUGUACAAAAAACAUCAAUCAGUUCAGUUAAGAAAAUGCAACCUGCAACAUUUUGAAGAUACAGUGUACCAUAUAUUAAAAUGUAUGUGAAUGUUGAUAAUCUAAUGUUUCUGUACAUCAUGUUAAACUUUUCAAGUCUUCUAAAUAUCACAAUCACAAUUAUUGCAAUAUCGUAAAUGGUAAAGUACACAAUUUGCCUAAGAAAAAUUAAACCGCAUUUGUGAUUGUCUGGAUAAAGACUGUCAAAUCUCUAAUGAACUAUUUUAAAAAUGCAAAUAAUACAGGGGUCCUAUUGAAAUUUAUUUAUGGUGCAUCAUCCGUUGUAUUUUACUUUGUUAAUGUCCUAUAUAACUCCAUUGAUUGUUCGUUAAAAAUAUGAUGGGUUAAUCGCUAAAUGUAUUGCUCUUUCAAAUUUCUUAUUGAUACAUUUUGUGUUUUUUGUAUCCCCUAAAUGUUCUUGGGAAAGCAAUGUUUUCAAAGGUCUGGAUCCCAUCAGUAAAUUAAACUAUCACACUACCUACCCACUUUAAAACUGAAUUACUUUUUCUUGUGCAAUUCUUUUUUUUUUUUUUUUUGUUCUGCUCGGAAAGGCAGGUAAAUAUAUCUAGAGGUUAAUUCCUGACAGCACAAUACAUUGUUACUCCUUCUCUCUGGUCUACAUGCUUUGCAAUGGGUAAAUUAUAUAAAGGUGUCCUCGUAUGAUUUUAACUGCCUAAUUUAGUAUAUUCUGGGCCUUGAUUCUGUGGCUACAGAGAGGUUCAUCUCUGGCAGUUACAUAAACAAUAAACAGUUGGUGAGAGCACACUAAACAAAGUUAACACUUUACCCUUAGCAUUCAGAAAGUCUGUAAUUUUUUUUUUUAUUAUUAUUUAUUUUUGAUUCGACACAUAGUACGGCAUGGCAGUAUUCAGUGGCUCACGCAUGGGCCAAUAGUGAUUGAGACAUACAAUGCAUUAUACAGAAGAGAAGCGGUUUAAUAAGGUUAUGCCAGGUUCUUUUAUGCUGUGCAGUGUCGCCGUUUCUGUUGUGAUGGGCUUUUCAUGCCCAUAGAUAAAAAUAAAAUAAAGUAACAAAACUAAACCAUCUUAGAAAUAUAGUAACUAACUAAAUAUAGCUAUAGCUACCGAAGGUAAGAACCUCCGAUAUAUUUCCCUACUAUGAACUUCCAUCCCACUGGCCAGCCCUAGAUGUCUGUUAGUGCGUUUGAUUGAGGGUUCUGCAUUCCGCGUUCCAGGGCAGAAAGUCUGUAAUUUUAUCAAUACUUGAUUUACUCCUGUAUAUAAAAUAUAAGAACAGGAAAAAAAACGCACAUAGAGUAGUAAUGUUUUAGUCUAAUUUGUAACUCAGACUUAAAAAGGUUUCACUCACAUGGUUUUGAGUCACUUAACAUAAGCUGGCUCAAACUACAGGCAUGAAUAAAAUCAACACGUGGCCUCCGCACACCAGGCUGCUCCCCCUCCGUGGUUCUUCCGUUAUAUUCAAGUAUUCCAUGAUGCAAGGAAUUGAAAUAACAAUUUUAUUGGACACACAAAAAAAAUUGGGGUAAAAACAAACACUAUGUAUAAAUUAAUAAGAAGUCCACUGUGCAAAUUGACUUGACGCGUUUCGGCCUGGUCCUUUAUCAAAAGUCCAAUCAUCUUCCUCAUUCCUAAGCAUUUAAAUAUGUCCGGUUUUGGCUCCCUUUUUGGCUUUUGCAUCAAUUUUCUUUCUACUUCCAGUAUCAGGGCUGCAUCCUAUGCCCUGGCCUCCUUCCAAUGUCACUUCCGGUUCGCACUGUGUAGCGUCUGACACAACUUCCGGUCCCUGCAUCAUGAUGUACUUCCGGUUCGGACUGAAAGCUCUGCAAAUUUGCCAGUAUUAAAAAUGCUCAUAUUUAAAUGAUUAGGAAUGAGGAAGAUUAUUAGACUUUUGAUAAAGGCCCAGGCCUAAACGCGUCAAGUCUUUACUAUUUGCACAGUAGACUUCUUAUUUAUUUAUACCCAGUGUUAGUUUUUACCCCAGUUUUUUAGUUUGUCCAAUAAAAUUAUUUCAAUUCCUUUCAUCCUGGAAUACUUGAAUAUAACGGAGGGGGAGCAGCCUGGUGUGUGGAGGCCACGUGCUGAUAUUAUCCAUGCCUGUAGUUUGAGCCAGCUUAUGUUAAGUGGCUCAAAACCAUGUGAGUGAAACCUUUUUAAGUCUGAGUUACAAAUUAGACUUAAACGUUACUACUCUGUGCAUUUUUUUUUCCUGUUCUUAUAUUUUAUAUACAUGAGUAAAUCAAGUAUUGAUAGAAUUACAGACUUUCUGAAUGCUAAGUGUAAAGUGUUACUUUGUGUAGUGUGCUCUCACCAACUGUUUAUUGUUUAUUAUUCAUUUGUAUGUGUCUGAGUGACUCACGUAGGUGAUUGAAGCACUCUUGUUUUUAAUCUGGUCUAUUUUUAACCGUAUAUCUUAUUUAUUUAUUCUAGCAGUUAUAACCAUGGGGAAAUUAAAUUUAUCAUUUUUAGAAUCUAGCUUCUGUUAAGCUUGCUUAAUUUGCACCAGUUUUCUUAUUUACUCAAUUACACCUGCUUUUAUAUUUCUUUAGAUCGCUUAUUAGACACUAGUUUUUAUUAUUUUAUUAUUUAUAUAGCGCCAGCAAAUUCCGUAGCGCUGUACAAUGGGUGGGCUAACAGACACAUAAUUGUAACCAGACAAAUGGACUCACAGGAACAGAGGGGCUGAGGGCCCUGCUCAAUGAAAUUACAUGCUAGAGCAGUGAUGGCGAACCUUUUUAAAGCCCGAGUGCCCAAACCGCAAUACAUGCCAACUUUUUUCCCCUCAAAGUGCCAACAUGGCAAUUAAACCUGAAUACGUGUGUGGGGGAGGAGGGUAGAAGUGCUGUAUGUGUGGGAGGGAGGGGUGCUGUGUGUGUGUGUGUGGGGGGGGAGGGGUGCUGUGUGUGGGGGGGAGGGCAGGAGGGGGAGUGCCAUAGGUUCGCCAUCACUGUGCUAGAGGAUGUAACGUUUAUUUAGAAAUAUAACCUGUAUAAUAUUCACAUACGAUGAGAACAAUUUAUAUAAUAGAACAACAUAAGUCAAAUUGUCACUAUUCAGCAAUUACAUAAAAAUGUUAUAAGUUAACAAAAUAGAAGGCUAACAGAGUAUAGAAAAUGGAAGAUCGGCUCCCAGGAAGAGAACCUGCAACCUCCCUAUGCAAGAUCCUUGCGUUUCACAGAGGGUCAUGCAUCCAACAAGGACUAGACAAAAGUAGAAUAACUAAAUUUGUGUAUUUGCAGAAGUAAAAGCAUUCUCAGCUAAACAUAUCACAUUGAACAUCCAUUCAAUCCAAGUUUCUAUAUGAGAGAUCAAAGUCCACUUGAUCAACCAUGUAUCCUUGACUAACUCCUGCUAGUGUUCAUAGGAAAAAAUGGAGUCAUGUGCAACUGGUAUCAAUGUGCACACCCUGGUGCUACCAUAUUUUUUUGGAAGCAUUGAUAAAGCACUGAAUCAUUCUUAUUUACCAUACAGGACUUUUUUUAUAAUUACGUAAAGUCCAAUAGUAAUGUUGUAGUAGAAGCAAUCCUGGAGAGAAAGCUAAUUCAGAUUUAGAUUAGCACACAUUUGCAUGAAUAUUUCCAAAAAGGCUUUAUAUGAGUACAAAACAACCUAUUACAGAUGAGUGAUUUUCCGCAAACUGCUAUUUUGGAAGUUGUGUUUUUUCAAUGUGUCUUUUUUACCUUUUGGAAAUGGGUGAUUAUGGAGAACUUGUACAUGCAGUAGGAAUCCUUAGCCACUACUCUGUCUAUGAAGAUACCCAGGUUUUUCUCCCAGCAGAUAGGGAAUUAGGAUCAUCAGACCUUGGGUUACUAGUAGUUUAUGAAGAGUGGUAAACUGUGUGGUGGAUCCUUUCUUAUGGCUUAAAUAAAAAAAUAAUAGUAUAAUUCCUGCCUACUGAUAUGUGAAUUGUUAGUAUUCUCAAUGUAUCCAGAUAAACAUAUGGAAUGAAAAAGGACGACAUAAGGCCUCCAAUAUUGUAGUAGUAAUCAAUCAAAAUGGUAAAUGUGCAAAAAGGAAAAAAUCCAUGUAAGGAUCUUUCAACAAGCUCAAGAGUAAACCACAAAUAGUGGUACAAUCCACCUUAAAGACAUAGUGAUUGAAUCUUUCCCAGAACAUCAGUAACAUAUGGAAUACUUAUAAAUUAUAUAUAUUCUUUGUAUCCGUGCCAAAUAGAAAUUUAAUCUUUAUUACAAUUAUAGGAGCAAUGUACUUGCUCUAUGAAGACAGCAAUAUUUAUUUCACACCCAGUAUAGAUGUGAUGAUGUAUUAAUUCAAUGUUGGAACCAGGAAAAAUAUAGUUAAAUAAAAGGGUAAAUCUUACUGAAAUGUAUCAACAAAAAAUAAAUCCCUAAAAAGUGGUAAAAUGUCGCCACGUAAUAAAGUCCACCUCAAGUUUUUAAAGGGACACUGUAGGCACCCAGACCACUUCAGCUAAUUUUUUGCACUUAGUGCUGCAAUGUUUUCUUCCUAGGAUCGAUUCAGUGCUUUCCUAUGGGAAGGUCUAAUGCAGGUGCGGCAUUUGCUGCGCAUGCGCUUUAGACCCCGCUCGUCGCAGGACAAAGGAACGGGAAAUGCGUGAAAAAACAAUAUUAGGCCGAUCAAGAAAAUCUUGUGAUAAAUAAAUGAGCUGAAAAUGCCCUCUGCUGAUGACUAAUGAACAAGACACUACUAGGACAAUAAAGGGAAGUAUAAAGAAUAGCUAAGCGUCCUCUGGUGAAGAGCCAGUAAAGUAGCAAAUGAUAAAAGAAGAGAAGAUAGGGGGGAAAAAAAAUAACAUUUUAAAAGAAAUAACAAAAACAGAAAUUUAAAUCAAACAUUGCAUUGAGUCCUACUGGUUUUAAGGUUUUGAGGUUAAAUAUCUAGUUCAUUUCCAUUUUUCUUAAAAUCUUCCUUAUGUCACCAGCUCUCCAUGGUCUAUUGUAUUUCUAGAUACAUAUAAUCUUUAAAGGAUUUGGGUUGCUAUUAUGCAUUAGAAUAUGUUUGGACAGUGAGUAGCAGUUUGUUAUAGUUUUACAGUGUUCAGCAAUUGUUUUUUAGGCAUCUAGAUUGUUCCCACAUGUUAAAGCGGCACUGUCACGCUGAACUUACCUUUUCCAAAUCUUCCUCUUUCAGAAUCUGUUUUCUGAUCUAGUUUUCUUUAAACAUAAGACAAAGUAGUAAAUGCUUUGUUUCAUGUAUUUUUCCUGGGCCUGACUUUCUCUGACUCUUGGAGGAGCUUAAGUUGGCUCCAUUUACGUUGUCAAAGACUGUUUUUCCACAAUAUUCACACUCCUCCGUAUUCUCACAGUGCUUAAUUUGUCAUUCUUGAAUGUCCUUCAGGUAGACUUGGCGAAUUGACCAUGUUUCAUCCCAACAGAAUUUAGAAAGUUUGUUCAUUUUAGGACGAAAUGCGGGCAUUAAUUUUGGUUUGGAAUUUCAUUCAGAGAUGCCCGCGGUGGCAUCUUGCACCUGAUUAGUAGAUUGUAGCCUGGUAGGAAAACAUUGUUUGGAUGUGUUUUUUUUUUUGGUUUGGGGGGGUGGGGCGGUUGUUAAAGGGGGUGGAGGAGAUAGCAUAGCUAAGCUCUGCAUUAUUUGUACUUGUUGCAUAAGUGAGUCUUUGAAAGAAAAAAAUUUCAGUGCCGUCAGCGGCUGAGCGAUGUACCUACACUGAUAAUGAACUCUUUUUCUUGAUUAGAAAGAAAUAAGGUGUGGCUAAGGAGGAAGCUUUAUGAAGCGUCUUUCUGCCAAAUAUUUGUUUUAAAUUACAACUAUUUUCCAUGCAAACGUACAGUCCAUUGAUGAGAUCAAAACUUAUCAAAUGUAUUCAAGUCGUGUGGGUGCCCAGAUUAUCCCAUUAAUGUAAAACGUAAUUGUUUUUGAUCCUUUGUGAUACUUUUAUACCGAUCUAUUACAUUUAUGGUGGUAAUGAAAUCCUACUGAUCUUGCUUUAAUGGGUUGUUACAUUGAUUAUAUGUACAGAGUCAGAUUUUAUAUAUUAUGUCUGAUAUAAAAUUAACACCACAUUAGAUUUAGUUUUUAAAUUGAUUAUUCCAGGGUCAUCAAAUCUAUGGUGCCAGGUUGCCAUAGAGACACAGAAAUGGCACCUGGCAAUGAGAAUCUCCCUGCCAAUGGAGAACAAAAAACUUCCCCUGGCACGUAUGAUCAAGAACGGAAUGAACUGUCUCUGCAUGCUCUGACAGUAGAGACCACAUCGGGGCUUCUUCACAUUUUUACUUUAAAAACACUGUCACUGUAACCACUGCCAUAUGCCCCAAUUUCCCUUUUAUUUUUUUACAGAAACAUUUCGAAAUUGAAGCUCUGAAUUAUUUUUAGCAAAACUCAAUCAAGCAGUUAUAACUUCUAAUCAUUCUCUAUGUAAAAUAAGACAUUUUCUAGAACCUUUAUAUCCUUUUUAAAAGCAGUAAAUGUUACAUUGUAAGAAAUUAGUUGUCUUCUCUCUCUAUUUUUCUUUAGUUUUUUUUUCUCCUCCGUUGGCUGCUUUACUACAUAUGUAUCCAUUCUUACCUUAGGAUAAACUUUUUAUUUUUGUUUUUUUGUUUUUUGGGAUUUUAGGUCAUGAAGGAAGUACAAGGGGCACUAAACACCGCAGCUGCAGAUGACAGCAAACUUGUACUUUUCAGCGCAGUUGGUAGUGUGUUCUGCUGCGGUCUUGAUUUUAUAUAUUUUAUACGGCGUUUGACAGAUGAUAGAAAAAGGGAAAGCACUAAAAUGGCAGAAGCCAUUAGGUAUGUAUGCUUUAGUUUUGUGUGUUUUCCCUCUUGUCAUAUUGAUAAGUGAUUUAUUUUAAAGUAUAAUCUUCCCAAAACUAUAGUUAAUAUUGGAGAUAUAUGUAAAAUGUAAAAACUUUCUAUUUAUUUAUGUGAUUGAGGACUGAGGAUAAAAUUGUUGUGACUAAUUUUCUCCCCUUUUUAAUACCUCAUUUACUGUUAUACAAUAUUGCUAAUUAUAGUCUAGUUUGCACAUUGAGUAUCUGAUUCACAGGUAGUGAUUGCUUUGGUUUAUUUACUAAAAUCCUAAAUUAGAAUCCGUUUACAGCUGUCUGUGCAAAAAUGUAUUCACAUUGGUUUUAGGUAUUCGGUCCUUUUCCAAGUCUGGUAGCUUCCUUAGCUAGCUCAAGUCAACUUCAAUGCAUGCAUUGGGAGUGGCUAUACUGUCAGUUACUUGAACCUCCCAAAAAUGUAAUUCGAAAAAGAAAAAAAUCAAACCUGAAUAAUAAUUAUUCUUUUACUUUCCAUUUCAAUUUAUCUACCUAUUUUUUUUUUUAUUCUUUAUUUUAGUUGUGCAUAGAUAAUACAAACAGGCUUGUAAUGGCACAACAGCUAGAGCAAGCAUUUUAAUAGACAUAGAUUGACAACUAUAUGGAAUUUGAUAACACUGCACAUUUUUAUUAAAUAUUGAAUACGAGAAAGCUAGCCUACAUGGGCUGUAAGUGAUGCAUUUGCAGAUUACUCAGAUGUGUCCUAACAUUAAAUUUAAGAAAUAUAUAACUAAGAAACGUAGCUUGAGUUUGGACACGGCUGUAAUAAACAAGAGUAUGUGUGCUUAAGGUGUUAAGCACGUCUAAAGCAUAAGCAGGAGUAUUUAAAAGCCACUGGAGCCUCACUAUUGGUUUUGUUAAAAACCACUAAAAGGUAAAAGAGUCAAGACUUUAUCAAGCAUACUGGCCCCAUGAAAUUGUCCCCCAGCCACCAGGUCACCGAAAUCCAGCCAGUACCACGCCCUCGGACCCAGGACGCCACACAAGCCGCAUCCUGCUCUUAGAUUCAGUCUGUCCAGCAGCUGUAAUCUGUGUCUCCGGAGAGUUACUAAUGAUGUUCCUGUCACUUGCAGACUUCCCUCCAGGGUAUAGGGCCAUUGUGGGGAGUUUCCCACCAUUAGGCUCGUGGCCAGGGUAAGUAGCUGCAGCUAUCAAAUUCAAGUGCUGGGCACAUGGUUGCACGAGAAUUGAGGCCUCUCUUGUCCAGUGCGACUUUCCGCAGGCUUAUCGUUGUCAAAUUUCAUUAGGGUUCCAAGCUGCAGCCAUCUUAGAAGCAGUUGAUGCAGGCCCUUAUGCUGUUGUCUGCCAAUGAAUAGCCUCUAAGUCACUUCCGAGCCCUCCAGCAGGAACUGGGAUAACCCCCACAAGUCCAAAAGAGGGCAAACAAGACCAGUCAGACGAUGGAGCGACGUGUUGAUGCACAGCCUUCGAGUUGCAGAGCAAAGCAGCGGCCGUACGCCUCACUCCCUACCUCAGGGAUUACACACUCUGGGGCUCCAGUUACAGGUCAGAUCCACAGUACUGGUAGUCACAAUAAUAUGCUGCAGUUUUCCAGUUCAAGGUAGCCAGGUAGGUAUGUUUUUUUAUUGAUUUUAUUAUACUGAAAGGAGGAGCACAACCAGCUAAAAUACAAAGCACUUUAUUGUACAGGAACACACAUAACCGGUAUCAGCACUAUCAAAUUAAAGUAUCUAUAUAGUCAAACCUAUACAAUGAAUAUGCAAGCACUGACUAAGACAAAAGAAAAAGAUCAGGAAAAAUCAAUAAUACUUAUUUUGAUACUUGUAUAGGGGGGCUAUUUUUUUUUUGACGUCUUCACCCUCUUCUCAUGUGCUUUGGCAGGUUCUAUUGGUUUCGGUAUGUACUUUUUGGUUAAUACUCCUAUACAGGUAUCAAAAUAAUUGUUUUUCUGCAUCUGUGGUAACACCACUCAGUCUGCAUUUUCUAGAUUGAUUUUUCCUGAUCUUUUUCUUUUGUCUUAGUCAGUGCUUGCAUAUUCAUUGUAUAUGUUUGACUAUAAAGAUACUUUAAUUUGAUAGUGCUGAUACCGGUUAUGUGUGUUCCUGUACAAUAGAGUGCUUUGUAUUUUAGCUGGUUGUGCUCCUCCUUUCAGUAUAAUAUUAUUGUAUCAGUAGCCUUUUGGAAAUAGGGCUUUGUGAGUGAGCACCCUAAUCUGUAUUAAUUGCCUUAAUCUAUUGCAUAUGGCUGACAACCGGGUGUGCCCACCAUUCUUUUGUUAAUACACAUUUAAUUGAUUUUAUGCCAGAAACCUUGGGAGCUGUUCUGACAUGCGGGCAGCCACACGGCCACGGCCACACUCCCCUACUUAAUUUACUUUUUAUGUUUGUUUUAGUUUACUUUUCUUGUUUUAUACACAAGUCUGCUUCUAUGAAUAAAUCCUCCCAAUUGAUUUUGAAGUGACUUAUAGGUAAGGGAAGGGUACUUACUCUUUGUCUAGUGAUAUAAUGAAAUGGUAUAUUUAGAGAUUAAUUUCAGUUUUUGUUAUUUCUUCUUUUAUGGAAAGUAUACAGUAGCUCUUUACUAUUUUAUUUUUGUUAUAUUUAUUAUUAUUUUUAUUUUUUUAACUAUUCAGUUUUAAAAAGUAUAUAAGGGUUGCCUGUGGGUGGAUAUACUCUUCAGGAAGAGUUUUUUAUGAAGUGGAUUCCAUUAUCAAGCAUCACGAGACAAGUUGAGAGCUUCCAGUUACUCAGCCGUGCUUAAUGCUGACACCUGAGCCAACUAAAGGAAGCUACCAAAUGCAAACAAGGAUCAAAUAUAGAAAAAGAAAGUCUGGAAAGGGUAAGCUAAACAAGCAAACCCAAUAGCAGACUUGGUAUCCUCAGAAAAGCUGCUCUAUCAGUAGUUUAUCUUCUCAUUAGGGAUUUAAUAAAAUUAUAGUUGCUUUUUUUUUUUUUGCUCUGAAAAAUAGGCAUUACUAGCCGAUCACUGAUAGAGCAGCUUUUCUGAGGAUACUAAGUCUGCUAUUGGGUUCGCUUGUUUAGCUUACUCUUUCCAGACUUUCCUUUUCUAGUCAAUUUUGGGUCAUGCCCUCAGUAUCCCACAACCACUCCAACUCUGUUGAAAGGUUUUCCCUCUCAGCAUUAUUGGACGUUUCUCAAGGAUCAAACAUAAACUAUCAGAACAAGAUUGAUACCAUGUUAAACGAGCUCCUUUUUCUUUUUAUUAUAUUAAAAUUUAAGUUAUACUUCAUUAUUCAUAUUAUUAUUUUUUUUAUCACUUUAUGAAGAAUUAUAUAAAAUUAUAUAUUAAAUACACUGAAUAUCACACACGUUUGCAAGUGAUCAAUUGCCAAUAUAUACAUAUUGAGAAUUUGAAUUAAAACCACACACUAUUAAAUGCCUUUUUAUUUAUUUUUUACUUGUUUUUACAAAACAAAAGAGAAAAUACAAGUCAUUUAUUUGUAUUUGUUACAUAUGUUCCAUUUUGGGUUAAACAUGUCUUUAUUGUAUUUUGAUUAUCUUGUGUGUGUGUGUGUGUGUGUGUGUGUGUUUGCACAUGCAUUAGACAUUCACACUUUCUUUUGGUAAGUCUUGGGUGAAGUUUCUCAUGGGUCUAGUGUUUUGGCUCUACUUUUUUUUUUGGAGGGUUGCAUACCAUCUGGAGGUCAAUGCUAUACCUGUAUGAAGUAGUUUAAAUGAGCAUGGAUAUACUUUCACUUUCUUUCAGUUUUGAGCUCAUUCCUGGUCCUGGCAAAUGUUCUUAAAUUUCAGUGUGCAUUAGUGGAAGUAUUUUGGCCUCAAUCUAGACCACCAUGAACUGGUGUGCCAAUGAGCUUGUUAUUUCAUUGUGGUAAAACAGAAUUUAAAAAGUACAAACAGAUAUUGAACAAAAUUGGUUUGCUGAAUGUAACUGAAUGAUGGAAUGAUAUUUUAAAUCUAUAUCUAACUAAAACUCCAUUCCCUACAAAGCAACAGUUUUGGCACACUUCAUUUAAAAUCGUUUAAAAAUGAACGUUAAAAAGUUGUAAGUUGUGAUACUAAAUACAUAGGCAAUUUUGAUCUGUUGCAUUUAAUACAUUCUAUCCGAUAUAUCUAUCUAAUCAAUCUAUCUUCUCUCCAUAAUUAAAAAAUAUAUAAUUGUUGUUUAAUUUUUUUCCAGGACAUUUGUGAAUACCUUUAUUCAGUUUAAGAAGCCAAUUAUUGUAGCUGUGAAUGGACCUGCUAUUGGACUUGGAGCAUCGAUACUGCCUUUAUGUGAUGUAAUUUGGGCUAAUGAAAAAGCCUGGUUUCAAACACCCUACACAACAUUUGGCCAAAGCCCUGAUGGAUGUUCAACUGUUAUGUUUCCUAAAAUAAUGGGCCUUGCAUCUGUAAGUAAUUUAUUUUGGUUUUUAAAUAUUUAAGUGUAUAAUUAGGAGUGUUCACUGUGUAAUAUUGAAGGGAAAAAAGGGUAGCGAUGGGUCAGCGCGCAAGGUGUUGGUACAGAUAAAACAAUGGAUAAUUGGGCAGCACACCAGGGUAGUAAGGCUCCCUCAGAAGGCCUUACAGGUAGACAAAGCAAUAGGGUAGAGAGUAGAAGAUAGGUGGCGCCAGUAAUAAAGAGCAAAGUAGAUAAAAAUAAUAAUAUAGUCUAAGUGAUUAAAAGUCCAGUAGUAGAGUUCAAGAAUGUCUUUUGGGGGACUGUAUGUAGAAGCCAACGAAAAUGUAGAAUAUGGGAUAACCGCUCCAUAAGCCGAAGAUGUUCUUACACUCCGUAUGUGUAAAGAAGAGACAACUAAUGGUGCAGUAUAUUCAACAAUCAUGUGUUAUUCUUGUAAAAGUCUUAUAUGAUCCUACUCAAAUUUGUAGAGCUAAUGGACUAGCUCUAGUAUGAAGUGCGUUCAGUGGUAUAAUAUGGAGCACAGAAUACGAGAAAGUGGCAGGGAUCUCAACCCGCCACACCUCAUACCUGACAAAUCACUCCUAAAGCGGCUCCUACAUCGGUGAAGCCGAAGAGGCAGCAGUCUCGCCUGAAGGUUGCCAUCCACCAUGAGUUGUCCAACACCCGCUAUUGCUUUCCUAGGCUGAAGAUGCAACCCGGGUACAUAACCCACUAACUUGGAAGGAGACAGCCAGAGGUCAAGCGGUGACAACUCCUCCCCGAGAUGUUGCUUGCAGUGUCGAGAGAGACGGGAGCAGUGGGACCACCACAUGGGCUCUUAUGGUAGCCUGGGGCCGGCGGAGUGGCCUGCAUUGGACUGCCAGGACGCUAUCUUUACACAUGGCUCUCAUGGCCAGCGUGGGUAUCGGGUGAAGUACAGCAACAGGGGGAGGGGGAGACAAAUGUGGAGCCAACAAUGAAUAAGCUAUAUAUGUCACUUUGACUAGCAUGCUCCUUCAAACACUCCACCUUGGUUCCCCACAAUCGUAGCAUUUUACUUCUAUCCGAUAUGAAGUAGAUGCCUGACUUCUGUUUAAUUUUAGCCUAUCAUGUUCCUACCUCGCACACAGCCAUACUGACAACUAGCAUUAUGUCAGCCUAGACAGUCUGAACCACUAACACACAAGUAGGCUACAUGGCUGACAAGCUUACCAUCCUAUACUUAAUCGACAAUGUUUGAACGUAACUAGAACAUGUUAUUUCACCUACCCUUAUAUUACCUCAAAAUGUCAGUAUGUUUAUUCUGAAAAUAACUUGUCUGCCUUAUUUCAUAACUGACAUGUUGGUUUCUCUUGAUAAUUCUCCACUAUAACAUAAAAUGUGCAAAGUUUUGAUAUGCCAUACAACUGUCUGUAAAUGUUGAAAGUUACGCUGGCAAUAGCUGUUGUGGCAUUGCUUGCCUCUUAGUAUUUUUCAUGCAUGACAAAAUAAAGAAUUUAAAUAAAAAUAAAUAAUAAAAAAAAUUAAGUAAAUACCCCCUCUCCCCCAGGACCUCGGACGUACCUAGUAGGUUCGAGGUAAUCCUAAAUUACUUACCUAAUCGCCGCCGUUCCCCUGCCGGCGAUCGGUCUUCUUCUCCACUAGGGGGUCUGUCUGAUAGCUCAGACAGUCUUCCCUCUGCAAAAUAAGACCCCAAGGGCCAUGUGAUCGCUCUGAAAGAGCGGUCACAUGGCCGCAAUAGACGUCCACAGUGUUGCCUGCAGGGAGACUGCCUGAACUGACUAAAAGAAUAGUAAUAAAAAUUGUGUGUGUAUAUAUGUAUGUGUGUGUUUUUAUAUAUAUAUAUGUAUAUGUGUGUGUAUAUGUACAUAACGUCAUACUAAGUGUAUUAUAUAUAUAUAUACACACACACACACAUAUUAAUAUAAAAAUACACUGUAAAAAUAAUUUCAAAAUUAUAUAUGUAAUUUUAUUCUAACUGUAUUUUGAUAUUAAUAUAAAAUUGUUAUAUCAAAUACACUUAGAAUGAAAUUAUAUGUAUAAAUAAAUAAAAAUAAUAUGAAAUAUACAUAUGUUUUACACAAUUACAUAAAUUCAUAAAUAUACACGUAGACUUCAAAUAUAUAAAUAUGUAUGUAUAUAUUUCAAUUCUACGUGCAUAUUUAUGUAAUAUUUUUACAUAAUUAAGUAACUUUAUUAAUUACAAUUUGGGUAACCUGGCUGAUAACCCAGGCCAAAAGUCCAGAGAAUUUAUUUGCUAGCAGUAUUUUCAACUCUGUAACUUUCCAUGACACCCUAAAACCUGUACAUUGGGGGGUACUGUUUUACUCGGUAGACUUCGCUGAACAAAAAUAUUAGUGUUUCAAAACCAUAAAACAUAUCACAGCAAUGAUUAUGUCAGUGAAAGUGACAGGUCUUUUUUUUUUUAUUUAUUUUGCCUUUUCCACACACAAACAACACUUUCAUUGAUGAUAUAAUUGUUGUGAUACAUUUUACUGUGUUGAAACACUAGUAUUUGUGUUCAGGGAAGUCUCCAGAGUAUAACAGUACACCCCAUGUACAGGUUUUAUAGUGUUUUUUGAAAGUUACAGGGUCAAACAGAAGGCUUGAUUUUCCAUUUUACACAGUGAAAUUUGCUAGAUUGGUUAUGUUGCCUUGGAGAGCGUAUGGUAGCCCAGGAAUGAGAAUUACACCCAUGGUGGCAUACAAUUUGCAAAAAAAGAAAACCCAAGGCAAUUGCAAAUGGGGUAUGUUCAGUCUUUUUUAGUUGCCACUUAGUCACAAACACUGGCCAAAGUUAGCGUUCAUAAUAGUUUUUUGCAUUUUUCACACACCAACAAAUAUAAAUGCUAACUUUGGCCAGUGUUUGUGACCAAGUGGCUACUAAAAUAGACUGGACAUGUCCCAUAUUGAAUACCCUAGGUUGUCUACUUUAAAGAAAAAAUAUGUACAUGUGAGGAGUGAUUCAGAGGUUUAUGACAGAUAACAGUGUUACAAUGUCACUAUUGAUAAAUUUUAAAAAUAUAUAUUUUGAAACAUCAAUGUCCUACUUGUACUUGUAGCCCUAUAACUUGCAAAAAAAAAGAAAGCUCAGAACAUGUUAACAUUGGGCAUUUCUAAACUCAGGACAAAAUUUAGAAACUAUUUAGCAUGGUUUGUUUUUUGGGGGGGUCAAAGUUAGUAAAAGUGUGUUUUCGUUUGUUUUUUUUCAUCAUAUUUUAUAAAAAAAAAUUAUAGUAAAUUAUAUAUGAUAUGAUGAAAAUAAGGGUACAUUUAGAAUGACCAUUUAAUUUAAAAACGGUGUAUAAUAUGUGUGGGUACAGUAAAUGAGUAAGAUGAAAAUGACAGCUAAACACAAACACUGCUGAAAUGUAAAAACAGUCCUGGUCCUUUACGGUAAGAAAAUUGGAAAAACGGUCUGGUCACUGAGGGGUUAAAGCCUAUGUUAUAGAAUGAUGUUAUAGAAUGAUUAAUUCCCAUUUACUUUGUAGAGUUCAUAUCAUAUUCUCUCCAUAAUUCAUAAAACAUUUUUGAACAUUUCAACAAUUGUGGUAACAUCCAUUUAUAUAGGCCAGACAUUAUGUUUGUGUUAUGAGCAUCCAGAUGUUCAUAGGUUAGUAUUGCACGAGUAUGUAAAAAAAAAAAGAGAAUACUGCUGCUGCCAUUUAAUGGUAUGUUAAGUGCAAGGAAUUUAAAGACAAGCUCUUGAAACUGCAGUUGGCACAGAGGAACUCUUUUCAUGUACCAUAUUGUUGUAGGACAUCAGUGGUUGAAUGAUAGCUGUCUUUUUUUUUUUUUUCUUACUCAUGUCAAUACCACCACAUAAAAAUCUGGUUGUUUGUGCAUGUAUUAUAAAUUAAAAUGGUUGCAUGUUUGUACAAAAUCAGGAGCAAGGCUUGUGUUUCUAGUACCUUGGAAAAUGUACCUACAUAGAUAAUUAAAAUAACACAAUGAAGUUGAUUUUAGGCCUACACAUAGCUUUUUGGAUUUUAUCAAAGUUUAAAUUCAUUCAUUGUGCACAUAUUUACCAAAAUGUCUAAGAUUUGAAGAUAUCUGUGAUUCAUUAUUUGUACAAAUGUUUUGACUCCACAAUGUAAGCAUGAAUGUUUUGUUAUCGAAACAUUCUCUUUUAAUUUAAGUGAAAUGUGAAUAGGAUGGAAGUAAAAAUAAAUAAAUCUUCCACAUUUUCUUUUCUUCUUUUUGUGUUCUAGGCAAAUGAAAUGUUGUUCAGCGGGCGAAAGUUGACUGCACAAGAAGCAUGUGCAAAAGGACUUGUUUCCCAAGUGUUCUGGCCUGGAACUUUCACACAAGAAGUGAUGGUUCGCAUAAAAGAACUUGUAACCUGCAAUCCAGUAGUAUGUUACUUUGUGUGUCUAUUUUAAAAAUGGUUAUUUAGUUCUCAUACUUUCUAAUUAAAUAAGUAUAGUCUAACGCAAUCUACUGAAACAGUUUUAAAGCAUAUAAGAAAAUCUAAUCCAAUAGUGCCCCAACAAAACGGAUUCCAACCAAGCGUCUCUAGAAAUAUAUUUUGGUUGAUCCAGAAGAAAAACACUCUUUCUGGUUUUGUAAGCCACAAUUAUUUUAUAUACGUUACACUUUUUGUUUUCUAAAAAUACAUUUUACCCUUAAUUUUUAUACAGUUUUUGCCUCAUGUUUAAAAUCUGUACAAAACAUGUACUUCCUUAUUACACAUACCUGUGCUUGGAUAUACUUGCUUAUGACACAUUUAUUAAACAGCAUUUUCUCAUUACAAAUUUUUAAAGGGGCAGUCUAUGCAUCAUCAUAACUAUAGUUCAGUGUAGAGGUAAUGGUGCAGAGGGUUUGUGGGUACCAUCUCAUAUUUUUGGGUGUUAGUUUACACAUUAAUUAGAAUAAAAAUUAGAUCUAUAAAUUAAUUUAGUGUGAUAAUCCCACCUUGCUAAAGUAGAUCAGUUAUUGUAUUCCCUAAUUUAAUAUAAAAUACACUAUAUGGACAAAAGUAGUGAGCCACACCUCUUAAUUGUUGAAUUCAAUCAUACCCAUUGGCACAGGUGUAUAAAAUCAAGCACUUAGCCAUGCAGUCUGCUUUUAAAAACAUUUGUGGGGGGAAAAUGGGAUGUCCUAAAAGCACAGUGAAUUCAAGUGUGGUACUGUGAUAGGAUGCCACCUUAUAUAAGUCUGUGAAAUCUCAUCCCUGCUAGAUAUUACACGGUCAACUGUAAGUAGUACUAUUGGAAAGUGGAAGUACUACAGUAGAAACUUGGUCACGAAGUGGAAAACCAUGUAAAGUCAUAAAGCUGGGUCAAAGAGUGAAGUGGCCAUGGCACAUAAAAAAUGCCAACGCUCUGCUGAUUCCAUAGCUGAAGAGUUACAAAUGUCCACUGGAAUUCAUCUCAGCACAAAAACUGUGUGGUGGGAGCUUCAUGGAAUGGUUUCCAGGGCAGAGCAGCUGCAUGCAAGCCUCACAUCACUAAGUACAAUGCCAAGCAUCAGAUCGAGUGGUGUAAAGCACGCUGCCAUUGGACUCUGGAGUAGUGGAAACGUGUUCUGUGGAGUGACAAAUCACGCUUCUCUGUUUGGCAGUCUAAUGGGCGAAUGCCAGGAGAACUUUACCUGCCUGACUGCAUUGUGCCAACUGUAAAGUUUGGUGUAGGAGGGUUAAUGCUAUGAAGCUGUUUUUCAGGGGUUGGGCUGUGCUCCUUCCGUUAAGUGAUGGGAAGACAUUUUGAACAAUGCUGUGCUCCAACUUUGUGUUUGGGGUAGGCCCUUUUCUAUUGCAGCAUGACUGUGCACAAAGCAAGUUCCAUAAAGACAAAGUUGGAUGAGCUUGGUGUGGAGUGGAAGAAAGUUACUUACCUGCACAGAGCUUUGACAUCAACCCAAUUGAACACCUGUGGAAUGAACUGGAACGGAGAUUGCGAGCCAGGCAUUCUUGUCAAUCAUCAGUGCCUGACCUCUCAAAUGCUCUACUGGAUGAAUGUGCAAAGAUUGACCGAAUAGCGGAAACUGUUAUAGCUGCAAAGGGAGGACCAACUACAUAUUGUUUAGAAUUCAAUGUCAUAAAAGUUCCCGUUGAUGUCAUGCUUUUGUCCAUAUAGUGCAUAUUUACAUUUUGACAUUAUAGACUAUAUUAAGCUUAAUUUUUUUUUAAUUCAUUUUAGGUACUUGAAGAAUCCAAAGGUUUAGUUCGUAACAUCAUGAGGGAAGAACUGGAGCAAACUAAUGAAAGGGAAUGUGAAGUACUCAAGAAAAUCUGGGGAUCUGCUCAAGGGAUGGACUCCAUGUUAAAAUACUUACAAAGGAAAAUUGAUGAAUUCUAAAUAUUACCCUGUGGAUUUUCUCAUAGACUAGCACUGAAAAUCUUUUUUUUGGACACUUUUUACAUGUGACCUGUAGCUGAAAAUAUGAUUUGUCAUGUUUUUGAACAAAUAUCUACAACCUUGCCAUGACUACAAAGCAUAUAAAGACAUGGAGUGUCAUAGCAAUCCAGGACUUGAAAAUUUCGGCAUGUACUGUAAUGAAAGAAAACGGCAAUGAAGAACAUUGUGUGUUCCAGGGAAGCCUGGGAUAUGUGUUUUUUUUGUUUUUCUUUGUUUUUGUUAAUUUUUUUUUGUUGUAUUGUUUAUAAAAUAUUUAAAAUAAGAAGAGAAAAAAAAAACGGGUAUCAGCCAGCCCUACAUUUAUUGCCCAACCAGUUUAGUUUGAGGCAAUGCUUUAUUUCAGAAAGGUUAAAAUACCUCAAACAUAUUAACUUUUUUAAAUAAAAGAAUAAAACUAAAUUCAAACAUAACUCUUAGUAAUACAUUUUAAUAAUCCAAACAAAUAUGUAUACAUGUGCUCAGGACAUGUGAUGUAAAGAAAGUUAAGUGAAGAAAUUGCUUCACGUUCUGUUCGAAAUGUGUAGUUUGUACAUUGUUCACAUGAAGAAACCACUGUCGGAGAGGGCCUUGUCUUUUUUGUGUUUAUAUAUAUUUUUUGUGAUGCAGUAUUAGUAAGUCACUGAUCAUCCUUUUAUAGGUGAGGUUCCUUCAUCCUACCAAGGAAAUUUGAUUUUUAAUAUCUAAUUUAGUUCGUUGAGAACACCAUUUGUAGUUGUUUGCUGGAUUAAUGUAUUACACCAAAAACUAUUUUAUGUUUAUACUUGUAUAAAUUUUAGUUUUCACUAGAAUGUUUUAUUUAAUAAGUUAAUUUUGGUACACUAUUAAAUUACAAUGUACCCAAGCAAAAACUACCUUUUGGUUAGAAGUGUAUUAUUUUGCUGUAUUUCGGGGAGGGUUAUUUUUGUGCAAAACUAUAUGAAUUCUUUCUUCUCUAUAUUUCUCUCUCUCUUUCUCUUCUCUCUAUCUCCUCGCUCUCAUCUCAUUACUUUUUGAUAAUGUAUAGUGUAGAAAAUGUUCUUGUAAAUACAAAUAUUCCAUUCCUCUUUGGAGUGUUUAUUGACUUGUGACUGCAGAUACAUUAUAAAUGAGAUAUCUGUGCUUGCAAUCUUGUUGAAUGUAUGAAGCAUAGUAAACAAUUAUUUUUGUACAGUUUUUAAAUUUUUACGUCAAACUGACCAUCUCCUUUUGGUGGAGAGUAGCACCCUACAUAAAUCUGCCUUUAGUAUUUUUGCAUUCUGGACAUACACUUUUGUUCUGAAAAGAUAUAUGUAUAAAUAUAUAUAAACUGUACAGUCUGUAAAGUUUUAUAAAAUAUACAGCUGUGAAAUUGGCUAAAAUAAAAACUAAUAUUUCUUAACAUUCUUUAA